AUGGGAAGAAAAGAGUAUGGAGAAGGAAAGGAACUGCUCAUGAUCCAAAGCAUACCACCUCAUCAGUGAAGCAUGGUGGUGGUAGUGGCAUGGCCUUGGCAUGUAUGGCUGCCAAUGGAACUGGUUCUCUUGUAUUUAUUGAUGAUGUGACUGCUGACAAAAGCAGCAGGAUGAAUUCUGAAGUGUUUCGGGCAAUAUUAUCUGCUCAUAUUCAGCCAAAUGCUUCAGAACUCAUUGGACGGCGCUUCACAGUGCAGAUGGACAAUGACCCGAAGCAUACAGCAAAAGCAUGGCUGUGUGUCAGUGGCAGGCAGUGUGUGCUCAGUGCAGUGUGUCAGUGGCAGGCAGUGUGUGCUCAGUGCAGUGUGUCAGUGGCAGGCAGUGUGUGCUCAGUGCAGUGUGUCAGUGGCAGGCAGUGUGUGCUCAGUGCUGGGUGUCAGUGGCAGGCAGUGUGUGCUCAGUGCUAUGUCAGUGGCAGGCAGUGUGUGCUAACUGAUGUGUGUCAGUGGCAGGCAGCGUGUGCUCAGUGCUGUGUGUUAGUGGCAGGCAGUGUGUGCUCAGUGCUGUGUGUCAGUGGCAGGCAGUAUGUGCUCAGUGCUGUGUGUUAGUGGCAGCCAGUGUGUGCUCAGUGCUGGGUGUCAGUGGCAGGCAGUGUGUGCUCAGUGCUAUGUCAGUGGCAGGCAGUGUGUGCUCAGUGCUGUGUGUCAGUGGCAGGCAGUGUGUGCUCAGUGCUGUGUCAGUGGCAGGCACGCAGUGCAUUGUGGGUGUGCAGGAGCCUGCGGAGGGAGGCGGAUGGAGAGCCGGUAAGUGAGAGGGAGGGAGGAGGAGCGGAGGAAUCACAGGGGGAGGGAAGCCGCCGCCGCCGUUGUUUAAAGGGGUACCGUUAAAUAGGAAUAUAGAUCCGGUGAGUAGAAUCGCCUUAUCUCCUCGUGUGAUCCCUGUAUCCGGGCGGUGAGCUAACGGGGGUGGGGUGCAGGCCGUGCCGCCUUAAGGGCCGAGGGGACUGGCAGCGGCGGGGUUAACCUGAGCCAGCUGCCGACAUCUUCCUUCCUUCCCGCCCGCCCGCCCGUGCUGUGGGCCUGGGAGCUGCCUGUGUGGCUGGAGCUCUCUGUGCCUUUAAGGCGGGGAGAGGAGAGUGAGCAGCCCGGGGCCUGAGGCCCUGACACACCACACAUGGACAGAGCGCCCUCCAUGCACUGAAUCCACCCCAGGGGCAAUUAUACACCCACUCUGACCCUCCAGGGGCAACUAUACACCCACUCUGACCCCCCAGGGGCAACUAUACACCCACUCUGACCCCCCAGGGGCAACUAUACACCCACUCUGACCCCCAGGGGCAACUAUACACCCAAUCUGACCCCCCAGGGGCAACUAUACACCCACUCUGACCCCCCAGGGGCAUUUAUACACCCACUCUGACCCACCCAGGGGCAAAUAUACACCCACUCUGACCCCCCAGGGGCAACUAUACACCCACUCUGACCCCCCAGGGGCAACUAUACACCCAAUCUGACCCCCCAGGGGCAACUAUACACCCACUCUGACCCCCCAGGGGCAUUUAUACACCCACUCUGACCCACCCAGGGGCAAAUAUACACCCACUCUGACCCCCCAGGGGCAACUAUACACCCACUCUGACCCCCCAGGGGCAACUUAUACACCCACUCUGACCCCCCAGGGGCAAUUAUACACCCACUCUGACCCCCCAGGGGCAAUAAUACACCCACUCUGACCCCCAGGGGCAACUAUACAUCCAUUCUAAACCCAUGGGGCUAUUAUACACUCCCAGGGGCAAUUAUACACCCAUUCUCACCCAACAUGUACUAUAUACACCCCAGGAGCUUUCAUACAGUUAUUCUCACCCACUAUGCCCCUAAUCAACACCAUGCUCUGGAUCCACCCCCAGGGGUUAUUAUACAGUAGUUAUCACCCACCAUGCCCUGUAUCCACCCCAGCAACCAUAAUGCAGCCAUUCUCACCUAUUAUCCUCUAUAUCUACAGCAUGCCCUGUACCCACCUUCAGGAGUUUUCAUACAGUUAUCACCCUCCAUGCCAUGUAUCCACCCCAGAAUCUGUUAUACAGUUAUUCUCCCCCACCAUACACCAUAUUCACCUCAGUUACUGUUUUACAAUCAUUCUCACCCACCAUGCCUUGUAUCCACCCCAGGGUCUAUUACACAAUUAUUCUCACCCACCAUGCCCUGCAUCCACUGCCAGGAUCUAUUAUACAAUUAUUCUCACCCACCAUACACCAUAUUUACCUCAGUUAAUGUUUUACAAUCAUUCUCACCCACCAUGCCUUGUAUCCACCCCAGGAUCUAUUAUACAAUUAUUCUCACCCACCAUGCCCUGUACCCACCCCCAGGAUCUAUUAUACAAUUAUUCUCACCCACCAUGCCCUGUACCCACCCCCAGGAUCUAUUAUACAAUUAUUCUCACCCACCAUGCCCUGUACCCACCCCCAGGAUCUAUUAUACAAUUAUUCUCACCAACCAUGCCCUGUAUCCACUGCCAGGAUCUAUUAUACAAUUAUUCUCACUCACCAUGCCCUGUACCCACCCCCAGGAUCUAUUAUACAAUUAUUCUCACCAACCAUGCCCUGUACCCACCCCCAGGAUCUAUUAUACAAUUAUCAUCCACCGUGCUCUGUAUCCACCAAAGGAUCGGUUAUACAGCCAUUCUCACCUGUAUCCACCCAGGAUCUAUUAUACAAUUAUUCUCACCCACCAUGCCCUGUACCCACCCCCAGGAUCUAUUAUACAAUUAUUCUCACCCACCAUGCCCUGUACCCACCCCCAGGAUCUAUUAUACAAUUAUUCUCACCAACCAUGCCCUGUAUCCACUGCCAGGAUCUAUUAUACAAUUAUUCUCACUCACCAUGCCCUGUACCCACCCCCAGGAUCUAUUAUACAAUUAUUCUCACCAACCAUGCCCUGUACCCACCCCCAGGAUCUAUUAUACAAUUAUCAAACACCGUGCUCUGUAUCCACCAAAGGAUCGGUUAUACAGCCAUUCUCACCUGUAUCCACCGAGGAUCUAUUAUACAAUCAUUCUCUUCCACCAUGCUCUGUAUCCACUCCAGGAUCUGUUAUACAGCUAUUCUCACCCACUAUAGGGAAUCUACAACAUGCCCUGUGUACACCUCCAGGAGAUUUUAUACAGUUAUCACCCACCAGGUCCUGUAGGACCCAUUAUACAGUUAUUCUCACCCACCAUGCACCAUAUUCUCCUCAGGGGCUGUCUCAUCUACCAUGCCCUUUAUCCACCUCCAGAAUUUAUUGUACAGUUAACACCUAUCAUGACCUGUAUCCACCCCAAGAGUUGAUUUUCAGCAAUUCUCACCCACAGUGCCCUGUGUCCACCCCAGGAGCUGUAAUAUAGUCGCUAACCAUGCUCAUUGUAUUACUAUCUGCACCCAGAGACCAGCAGGCCCAGUACCCAUCUGCCCCAGAUAACUUUGAGCAUUCAGCAGUUCAAUGGCACACAUAACAAACUCCUAUAAUGCUUUGCCAGUAUUAUGGCUGAGUAUCAUGGAGGUUUUAGCUUGUCUGCCUUCUUGCCAGCCCUUGUUUUACUUUAAGUCAACCAUGCUCCUGUAGCUUGUUCCAGAAGUUGCUUCUGCUUUUUUGUUUCCAUUUUAUUUAUUUUUAAUUGUAAUCUUUGUUAAUAUUCACACAUUCCCUUGCCAAGUGAUGGGGUUUCUCAAUCUUUUUAAAUCUCACUUAUUGGAGAAUAUUUAGUUUAAUUUUACAUGCAUGUAAAUGCUACAAGUGUAAUUUAAUGUUUAAAGUACUGUACAUGCAUAUUAUGGCUAUAAAUUUAUCCAGAAAUGUGGAUUUUAUGUAGCUCUUAAUUACUGUUAACCCAUUUGUUGCUCUGUUUCCAUCAUGAUGCAUAAGCAAUACAUAAAACAAUAGUAUCAGCGCUUAGCAGACCAACCCCUUAUUUACAAGUAUAGGGACAGAGAUAAAAUACUCUAAAAUCUAAUAAUUUUUGCGCUCUCUUAUUUUAUAUUAUUGUUGAUGCAUAAGCAGCAAAAGUUUUGUUGUUGUUGUGUGUUUUGCUUUUUUUUUUUUUUGUAUUUGUGAUCCACUCUAUAUCCAACUUUUAUUUAUUUUUUUUAUACUGCAUUUAUUCGAUGUCUCUAUUAAGUUGUGACUAUAACGAAGUUGGAUUCAUGUUUCCAAAGUAUGUGGUUUGUGUUUUUGUUUUUUGUUGUGUUUUUUUUUUUUUAAUUUUUAUUUAAAAAAAAAAAAAUUAACACUUUGUACAUUUUUACUGGAAUGUUAAUGGGAUUGUUUCUUGGACUUUGUUUUUAUGUGCAUGAUAUGACCUCGGUUAACCCCACUUUCCUACGGGGGUUUGGUUUACAUUAUUAAUUAUUUAAAAAAACAAAAACUUAAUACUGCUUUUAUGUGCUAUAGUUUAUUUUAUUUUUUGUGAAUUUCUCUCUCUUCCACUACUGUAUAGUAAGUUAUUUUUUACCCUUUUUAUUACAUCAGUUUAUUUAAAUGAAAGGAAUUUGGGUCCAGGUAUUGGGAGAUAUAGACACCUACCAACCCUCAAUUAUUUUUUAAUUUAUUUAUUUUUUUCUUUUGUAUUUGCAUAUACAAGCUUACUUUUCUUACACUGUAGAUAUGGUUUUAUUUAAAGUCCAUCAUUAAAUCAUUCUAAAUGGUGAAAAACUUUAGCAAGCCCCAAUACUUAAAAUGUUCUAUUUUGUAAUUACAUGUGACAUACAUAACCUCUUUUAAUGCAAAAAUAAAUUACAUCUUCAGAUGCUAAGUGCAUCUAAUCUACAUGUCAUACAAUAGUUAGUUAUUUUAGUUGGGUAGGUGAGUCCCUGUGCUUCAGUUUCUGGAGUGUUGCAGGUAAUUGCUGAUACACACAAAGACCAGCUUUCUCACAAUAAAGGUCUGUCUGUUUCCACUGCAUUAUAUGCAGUGCCUGAAAUUUAAGGUGUCCCUGAUCCUGGCCCCAAUCCUGAUGGUAUGAGCAGCGUUUCUAACCAAGAAGCAUUCUAUUUCUAUUCUCCGCCUUCCCUUCCCUUCCUUUUUUUUUUUCUUUUCUAUUUGCUUUGUUACCCCCACCCCUCAAUCUGUUUUUAAUUCUAGAAGAUCAAAGCUAGUAUAGUUUUCCUUUAGCACCAGGGUGCUUGUUGCCAUGCUUGCGUUUUAUUUCAUAUAUAUAUAUAUAUAUAUAUAUAUAUAUAUAUAUAUAUCUCUCUAAAUCAGGGUUGUUCAAUGGAUAAACACAAAAUAAUAAAUUGUAACAAAACUUGGCAUGAGUGACUAGAGGUGAUAGGGGCCACUUCAUGUGAGGAGGCUUAGAUACUGUUUGAGUGACAAACCAUUCUUAAAGUAUACCUUUUUUUAUUUUUGCAUUAAUUCUGUUUGUUAAAUAGCUGUUCUAGAAUCCAAACAUUUUGCUCAAAUGAUUUUGUAAAUGUAUCUUCAAAAUUGGGAAUGGAUAUUUUAUUAAGGGACUAAGUAGUUUUACAUGGGGAUGCCAUGGAACCUGGUAUUCCCCAAGACUCAAAAUGUGCCAUGAACACAUUGGAAGAGAUUUAUUAAAAUUUUCUUUAGCCAUUGGCAAGAUGAAAAUCACUCCUGGUGAGUGUGCCAUGGACCUUCCAAGCUUGUGAUGGAGAGUAACUUUAAGAUCUAUCUUGAAAUUUCAAACUCUGAUCAAAGUUUGUCCAAAACAGAGGGCUGUAGUGGUUAUGUUGCCUAGAUGAACCCUUGAAGUAUAUAUACCAAAGCACACUCUCUACUGUAACUAUCACACAAAAAGAUGGAUAUAUAAAUAACUUGUGUGUGUAUGUAUGUAUGUAUGUAUGUGUGUAUAUAUAUAUAUAUAUAUAUAUAUAUAUAUAUAUAUGCGCACAUAUGACUACAUUGCUAUAGGGGUGUAUAUGUGUGUGUGUAUGUGUGUGUGUGUGUGUGUGUAUAUAUAUAUAUAUAUAUAUAUAUAUAUAUAUAUAUAUAUAUAUAUAUAUAUAUAUAUAUAUAUAUAUAUAUAUAUAUAUAUAUAUGUAUAUAUGUAUUCAUAAAACGAAAAAAGGUUUUGGUUCUCUCUUACUCAACUGAAGACCAAUUUUAGGAAAUAGGUCCCAUUUUGUGUUGCUGCAGCAACCUAUAUUUCUAGAGCUUUGUGCAUGCAGGUAGCACAAUCUAAAGAUAUUAUCAUAAAUACAGACAUGCCAUGGCAUGAUCAAUAAAGUACCUUUACAAAUAUACACACACAUAUUGUCACCCUACACCUAUGAGCACUUUUUCUUUACACAUUUUGGUUGAAAUUUUAUAUAUAUUUUUUUGAGCUAUUGGGGCCAAUGGUUCAGAUAGGCAUUAGUGGUUUUUACCACGGUGCUGAGGUACUGUAAGGGUCAUCUGUUAGGGUUUUUCCCUCUCUUCUCCCUCCCUUUUUCUCCUCCCCUUUUCACUUCUAAUCACCUUCUCUGCAUUAAUAACUAUUGAAGGGGUAGGGAUUGCAUCGCUUUUAAGAUUUGUAUGUUACUGCCUCCAAAUUAGUCGCUGAUUACAAAUAGGUUUUACUGCAAAAAUAAAAAUAAAAAAAAAUGCACAUAACAGUAUUAUAACAUUCACAGCUAAAAUGUCAGACGGAAAUACAAAUUUAAAAAAAAAUCUUAUUUUCUCACUUUUAAAAUUUUUUAUUCAUAAUAUAUUAUGUUCCAUAUAUGAAGUUAAUGAUAAAUUAAAGCCCUGUUUCUCCUGAACAAUGUCCCUUGGUGCUGGCCCAGCUCCACUCAUGCUCCUCCCUCGCUGACGUCAGCCAGUGGGGGAGACCUAAAGCGCAUGCGCGGCAAUGGCCAAGCUCGCAUUAGGAUUUCCCCCUAGGAAAUCAUUAUUCAAUGCUUUCCUAUGUGGAUUCCGGUGACGCUGGAAGUCCUCAUGCAUAGAGUGAGUAUUCCAGCAUCGUUUAGGCGACCAAAAGUCACCUAUCCACCUGGAAGUUAGACAGCCACUAGAGAAGGAGUUAACCCUAGCAGGCAGUGGUGUAUCCUGGUUUUGUACUGCCCUAGGCAGGACAAAACUCAGGUGCCCCCCUGCAACCCGCCUUCUAAAUACACACACACACGCAUACACUCGCUAACAGAAACACACACUCACUGACACAGUCAGACACACACACACACUAACAGACAAACACAGUCAGACACUCACAGGUAAACACACACACACACACACUGACAAACACUCACUGACACACAGUCAGACAUACACACUCACACAGGCAAGUCAGACACACUAACAAAACACACACACACACACCUUAACAGACACACACUCACAUUAACACUUUUUUUUUUUUUGCACAGCUUGCCUACUAGGGUUACCCCCUGUGGCAACCGUCCAGUAGCCCUUAAAGGACCACUCUAGGCACCCAGACCACUUCAGCUUAAUGAAGUGGUCUGGGUGCCAGGUCCUUCUAGGGUUAACCCAUUUUUUCAUAAUUAUAGCAGUUCAGAGAAACUGCUAUAAUUAUGAAUGGGUUAAGCCUUCCCCCUAAUCCUCUAGUGGCUGUCUCAUUGACAGCCACUAGAGGCGCUUGCGUGCUUCUCACUGUGAUUUUCACAGUGAGAGCACGCCAGCGUCCAUAGGAAAGCAUUGUAAAUGCUUUCCUAUAAGACCGGCUGAAUGCGCGCGCAGCUCUUGCCGCGCGUGCGCAUUCAGCCGGCGGGGCGUAACGGAGGCGGAGAGGAGAGCUCUCCGCCCAGCGCUGGAAAAAGGUAAGUUAUUACCCCUUUCCCCCUUCCAGAGCCGGGCGGGAGGGGGACCCUGAGGGUGGGGGCACCCUCAGGGCACUAUAGUGCCAGGAAAACGAGUAUGUUUUCCUGGCACUAUAGUGGUCCUUUAAUUUACCGGUAUGUUUGGGCUCUUGCAUGGUUUCCUUGCCUUGUCUAUGCAUGUGUCAAAAUUCUGGCACUCAUCAAACAAAUAUAUACAUAAUGGGUCCUCAAAUAUUUGGGUGCUUCUCAGUGCAACUACAUACAAUGUUAGAAAAGAGAGCACUCUCAAGGAUUUGUUUCCAGAGUGUAUUCAAAGUAAUCAAUGUUUCGAGCCUUCUGGGCCUCCUGUGUGUCUCUCUAUCCUCAUUUUCGUAAAUAUUUUAUAUCUUUUCAUGUGACAAUACUGAAGAAAUUACACUCUGCUACAAUGUAAAGUAGUAAGUGUACAGCCUGUAUAACAGUGUAAAUUUGCUGUCCCCUCAAAAUAGCCAUUAAUGUCUAAACCGUUGGUAACAAAAGUGAGUACACCCCUAAGUGGAAAUGUCCAAAUUGGGCCCAAUUAGCCAUUUUCCCUCCCCGGUGUCAUGUGACUCGUUAGUGUUAAAAUGUUUUAGGUGUGAAAGGGGAGCAGUGUUAAAUUUGGUGUUAUCGCUCUCACCCUCUCUCAUACUGGUCACUGGAAGUUUCACAUGGCACCUCAUGGCAAAGAACUCUCUCAGGAUCUGUAAAAAAUAAUUGUUGCUGCUCAUAAAGAUGGCCUAGGCUAUAAGAAGAUUGCCAAGACCCUGAAUCUGAGCUGCAGCACGGUGGGCAAGACCAUACAGCGGUUUCACAGGACAGAUUCCACUCACAACAGGCCUCGCCAUGGUGAACCAAAGAAGUUGAGUGAAUGUGCUCAGCGUCAUAUCCAGAGAUUGGGAAAUAGAGUGCUGCCAGCAUUGCUGCAGAGGUUGAAGGGGUGGGAGGUCAGCCUGUCAGUGCUCAGACCAUACGCCGCAUUUAAAUUAGUCUGCAUGGCUGUUGUCCCAGAAGGAAGCCUCUUCUAAAGAUGAUGCACAAGAAAGCCUGCAAACAAUUUGUUGAAGACAAGCAGACUAAGGACAUGGAUUACUAGAACCAUGUCCUGUGGUCCGAUGAGACCAAGAUAAACUUAGUUGGUUCAGAUGGUGUCAAGCGUGUGUGGCGGCAACCAGGUGAGGAUACAAAGACAAGUGUGUCUUGCCUACAGUUAAGUAUGGUGGUGGGAGUCUCAUGGUCUGGGCCUGCAUGAGUGCUGCUGGCACUGGGGAGCUACAGUUCAUUGAGGGAACCAUGAAUGCCAACAUGCACUGUGAUAUACUAAAGCAGAGCUUUAGUGGGGGCCCUUCGGAGACUGGGCCGCAGGGCAGUAUUCCAACAUAACAACCCCAAACACACCUCCAAGACGACCACUGCAUUGCUAACCUGUGAAGCUCUGGUGAACUCCGUGCCCAUGAGGGUUAAGGCAAUGCUGGAAAAUAAUGAUGGCCUCACAAAAUAUUGACACUUUGGGCCCAAUUUGGACAUUUCCACUUAGGGGUGUACUCACCUCUGUUGCCAACGAUUUAGACGUUAAUGGCUGUGUGUUUGUAAAUUUGCUGUCCCCUCAAAAUAACUACUGUUAUACAUGCUGUACACUUACUACUUUACAUUAUGGCAGAGUGUAAUUUCUUCAGUUUUGUCACACGAAAAGAUAUUUACAAAAAUGUGAGGGGUGUACUUACUUUUGUGAUAUACUGUGUACACACACACAAUAUUUGCAGUAACCAAAUCAAACAAAAGCAAUUGAAAUAGGGUUAAAGACACGUUUCAUUGAACAUGCAUAGCAUAAAAGAAAAUAACAAAGUAUAGAAAUGGUUAAUCAUGGUAUGCUGCACUUUUUUUUUUUUUUAAUUGAACAAGAAAAAUUGAGAGAUAUAUAUAUAUAUACACACACACACACACAAACCUAGAAUAAGGAGUGCCCCACGUAUACUUCACUACAAAGACCUGUGAGUGCACCCCUUAUACUAUUUUUGUAUAUAUUUAAUGCAGGUGGCACCUAGGCAAGCUUUACUAAUUUUUCACCGUAUAAGGAGAGUACCAAGCUGAUAUAUAUAUUCUCUGAAAACCCACUGAAAGUAAUAACAUAGAAGACAAUGCAUAACCCUACUGCAAUGUUGGAAAUUUCGUGAAUCUCCACCUGAUGCCUGCAACCAAUGCCGCACACGUCCCUGUCUAUAAGGGGUCGGGGUGGUCGGGCUCCAGAUAGUUGUAAGGGAGACUUUUCCCUGUUCCCGGGUCUCCCACCGCCUCAAGCCCAGAUUGUGCUUGGGGUCAAUGCCUCGUAUCCACAAUAUCAAAUUUCAUUUCGGAGAGACCAUAGGUGUGUGGAGACUUCAGAUCAACCGCUCGAGUCUCCAGAUGUUUUGGUGCAGUCUGCUCCACGAGGAUCCCCAUCCCAGGGCAGGAACAGAGAGCAGGAGUCUGCUUCGGAGUCGGGUAAGUUGCUUGAACAAUGGGCUGAGGUCUGCCAAAACUUCUGGCAAACUUUGUUGAACCUGGCCUCAAAGUCCUCCACCCAUACCCUUGUCUCUGGGCUCAUUUGGUACAUGAGAAUCUUUGGCUCGGCUGCAUGUAGAUGCGUCCGCCCAUGUUAGACAUCAGGCCCCCCCCAAAAAUGCAACUUAUAAUGACUUCUCCAGUUUCAAAAAUAUUCAACUCCUUAAUGGCAAGCAUCUUUAGUACUUGGGAGAGCACCCUUUUGUUAUGACCUGGUGCAAACAAGAUGCACAGCCAGACACCAGCUUCUGCUUAUGUGCAAUGGCCUCCAUUUCAGGAAUAUUCUUCGGUUUCAAACUCCACCAAAGAUUUUCUAUGGGAUUCAAGUCGGGUGACUGUGUAGUUUUCCCGGACUUUUUCUGCAACCAAGUAUUCGUGGCAUUUGAGGUAUGCUUAGGAUCAUUGUCUUGUUGGUCCAAUGACGCCCACGCUUCAGCUUCCUCACAGACACCUUCUCAUGUUCCUUCUUCCUGAUUUUCUAGUCACUGGGUAUUGCCACAUCCACCACGACUGCAGUCUUUCGUUCCUUGUCUACCAUCACGAUGUCUGGUUGGUUGACCAGCACUUGCUUGUCUGUCCGGAUCUUGAAGUCCCACUGGAUCUUAGCCCUGUUAUUCUCUCUGGAAUUAGGCAGGUCCAAUCAAUAUUCUGUGCAGAUGUUUCGGUACACAAUCCCAGCAACUUUGUUGUGUCUCUCCAUGUACACUCCACCCACAUGAAGCACUUUCUAAAGAGCUUGCCAUUACUUUGUUAGUUUAGUACAGUGGACCUAUUCUCAAGAGGCACACAAUGACCCAGGGUGCCUGUCUUGCUUUGGUUUGUUAGUGGACAGCCACAGAAUGUCUGGGGAAGAAGUGGAGAGCUUGCAAAGGCAGCAGAUGAGAUCUACAGCUUUUGCGAGCUGUGUUUAGAUAUAACUCCAAUGGAAAGAAAAUGUGCAACUUAAUAUACUGUAUGUGUGUUUUUAUAGUGGUUAAAAAAUAUAUAUAAAUUAUAAUUUUUUUUUUUUUAAAUUUUUUUUUAUGACUGUUUUUGGACAGUCAACUACUUCUUGUAUAUAUGUAUCUGACACACACCACCCCCACUCCCCCCUUGACGCACAGUGUGUAUCUGUGUUUGUGCCGGUGUGUGUCUGCGUGUCAAGGUGUGUGUAUGCAUCUGACACACAGAUAUACACACAUUGUGUGUGUGUGUGUGUGUGUGUGUGUAUCUCACACACUGGCACACAGGUACACACACCUUGACACACGGUGUGUAUCUGUCUGUCAAAAGUGUGUAUCUGACACACACUCGCACGCACAUAGUGGCUGACAGAUACACAUACCUACUUUGAUACACAUAUACACGCACAUACACAUAUGUUUAACUUACCUUUUUUCUUCCUUCAGUGUUGCUGGUUGAGGAUGGUGUGCCAGGUCUGGAGCUGCGCUCCCUCUCCGCUCUGUCUGGGAGGAAGUGCUGUCAUGUCCUCCCAGCAUUCCAUACAACAGGGGUCCGGCGCAGUCUUAGAUGCUGCAGCGCUUGAAUGGUCCCCUGUUUAGCGAUACCCAUCGGGUGUUUCCUAAAUGAUUGGGCCACCUGACGGGCAAAUUGCUACGGAACCCCAAUUUGCACUAAUUGUGAAAUGCUGCUUUAAGAAUUUUUUGUGUUUUUGCUGCAUUCAACUGUCCUUCAACACUAACCAAUCUCUUAGCUCCUACUGCUGGAAAAACAUGCCCCAAAGCAGGAGUGGUGCCUGGUUUCCUUGAGACCAGACUGUUCAGUGAUGGUUGUCCUUCCACAUGUUUCUCCCUUCACACAUGAUCUCUAAAGCUCAGCCUGAGUGAUAAUUGCAUUCUUGGUUGCUAGAGGGGGGAGGGAUGUAGGGAGAGGACAGGCUAAGGGGACCACGUAGGUGGCAAGAAGAUGGGCCAUGCCAAUCACUGUAGAGGUCUAUUUCUUAAGCCUUUUCAGUGGGGAAAGUGAGGGUGUGAUGUGAUUAAUGGGACAUAUUGAUCACCAAAACAAUGUUGGCUUAAUGCACCAGUUUUGGUGUAUAGAUCCACACCCCUGCAGAUUCACUGCUCAGUUAUGACAUUUAGGGGUUAACUUUUUGUUUAACCCCUUAAGGACCAAACUUCUGGAAUAAAAGGGAUUCAUGACAUGUCACACAUGUCAUGUGUUCUUAAGGGGUUAAACAGCCUGUAACGGAUCACCUGGCACCCCGACUGGGUACCUCCGUUGAAGGAUGCUCCUAGCGCUUCCUGAGGACUCCAAGCACUUUAGCAGACACCACAAUCACCGAACCGGAGAAGCGUAUACCUUCUCUCAAGCAUAUGAAUGCUGUAGACCGUUGAAUAGGAACCAUACGAAUAGGUUUACACUCCUAGCAGUCAAACUGGAACGGCAUACAAUAAAUCCUCCCCCAAUAAUGAGACGACACUUCACUUUGAGGGUUAAGCAGGAACUCUUGUGCUGGCACACCCAGCCUGGUUUUUAUUACAGCCUUUCACACACAGGACCGCCCACAGGGAGGUAUAAAACCACCAAUCACAUAUCAGUUACAUCCCACAUAUUCCCUCCCAUUAUCCUGAGAGGAAACUCAAUUACACAUACAGUUAAAACAUACUUUCUACCCAACUUUCAUAACUUUAAAACCAUACAUCACAUUCACAUAAAAUUACAUAUUCACAAUCAAUGCAUUCAGGGGAACAACAUAUUAAAAAAUGGCAUGAAUCCGACCAGGGGUUCAAAAGUUAGUAAAAGUAUCUUUUGGGCCCUGGCUGGCACAUGGAUAUCUGGCUCAAACAGGUUUUACAGAGCCCUCUAUCCUGGAGACAAUGGGGAAAGUAAUCCAAUUAUCCAGGGAUAGAGGCAGACUCCAUUGAGCACAUGGUUGCAAAAAGACAUAAAACACUUUAAAAUACAUAAAGUCACCUUUUACACAUAACACACAGACAUUUCACAUAUCCCCAGAUAGCUGGGAUCUGAGCGCACAAAACUACCGAAUAGCGCUCAGAUCCUAUUCACACAGUUCAAUUGCCAUGGAGCCGAAGUCUUUAACUACACGAAUGGGCUCCAUGGCAUAGCUAUCUGGGUUAACACAUUCACAUAAAGUCUGGUCCAUAGUCCAAAGGCAAGAGGCGGGCAAGCAGCCCCCUCCAAGGACACGUGGCGAGGUCGGUUUCGCCACACAGCCCUAGUCACACCUCCCUGCAUGUGACUUGCACAGCCUUCCUAAACACUUUGUGUAAAGAGUCAUCUAAUGUUUACACUUCCUUUUCUUGCACAGUCAGUUUUAAUUUAGAAUUUCUCAUCUUCUGCUUUAAUAGUUUGCUAGACCCUGCAGGAGCACAUUUGUGUGAUUAAAGCUCAAUUUACAAAGGAGGACUUUUGAACUAAGUGAACAUCUGUUUAAAGAUAAAACCAUUUUAUAUAUAUAUGUAUAUGUAUAUAUAUAUAUAUAUGUGUAUAUAUAUAUAUAUGUGUGUGUGUGUGUGUGUGUAUAUAGUUUAUUUUUAUUCGUGGAUUAUCUAGGAUACUGAUGUGGAUCCAUCUCUUAUCUGUUGGGGACCCAAACAUUGUAUAAUAGGUUUCUGGCUGCAGGCACAGCAGCGAGUUUCUGUGGAGGUCUUGGUAUACACACAGUAAUGCUCUUUUGACCAAAAGGGUUUCACUUCCUAACAGAUCAGACAAAGACAAAAAAAGGGAAACAGAAUCAUGCUUACUGCUCCUGACCGUGUUACCAAUAAACACAUGUUGACGUCAGAUGUCCAUUGUGUACUGAAUUGACAUUAGCCAUCCCAGGAACUCUGUUUGAGUUCGAGAUACACCUCUGGUAGCAAAUGAGUCAAACUCUGUAUGUGCAGCUUUUUUUUUAAAAUUUUUUAUUUAUAGUGAAAUGCUUUAUUUUUGGUGUGGCACACCCCACCCCCUUGCUUUCAGAACAGUAUCAUUUCAUGUAGGUACAAUUGCACAGUUUUUUUAUAAGAAACUUGGCAGGUAGGUUUUUCCAAAUCUCUUAAAGAACUAGCCACAAUUCUUUAGUGGAUAUAAGCAGCCUCGGCUGUUUCUGUCUCUUCAUGUAAUCCCAGACAUAAUCAAUGUUAAAAUCAAGGCUCUGUGAGGACCAUACCAUUUCAUCCAGGACAAUAUAUAUAUAUAUAUAUUUUUUUUUUUUUUUUUUACAUAAAGGGUGUCCUGCAGCAGCCAUAAGCUCUGCCUUCGUCUUUGUUAGCAUGCCUGCUAAUUCUUGGCAAAUAAAGUGCUUCUCCUAGAGAAGUGUUGCGGAUGAGCUCUUUCAAUCAAAUUCUAGUAAGAGCAUGAUUUCUGUAUCUGCAAAUCGGCUAUAUUUUACGUUGUUUGGUUAAAGGGACACUAGUCACCAGAACAACUUCAGCUUAUGGUAUUUGUUCUGGUGAGUACAAUCAUUCCCUUCAGGCUUUUUGCUGUAAACACUGUCUUUUCAGAGAAAAUGCAGUGUUUACAUUACAGCCUAGUGAUGCCUCCACUGGCCAUUCCGUGUAUCCACCCUUUGCAUACAUACACUGAACUUUCCUCAUAGAGAUGCAUUGAUUCAAUUCAUCUAAAUGAGGAGAUGGUGAUUGGCCAGUGUUUGACUUGUGCUGGCUCUUGCUGCGCAUGCGCAUUCAGCCGAGGAGGAGGAGAGUCCCCCGCCCGGCGCUGGAGAAAGAGGCAAGUUUAACCCCUUCUUCCCCCUAGAGCCUGAGGGUGGGGGCACCCUCAGGGCACUAUAGUGCCAGGAAAACUAGUAUGUUUUCCUGGCCCUAUAGUGGUCCUUUAAGAAAUGUUAAGUUUUGCAUGGCAUUUUAACUGUGAAUGUUAUCAUACUGUUGGAUUUUACUGAAAUAAAAUACACGUUUGUAUUCAGAAAUGUCACACAAGUACAACAGUACCCCCAAUGUACAGGUUUUAUGGGUUUUUGGAAACUUACAGGGGUCAAAUGUAGGGCAUCCCCCUUUUCCAUGUAUGCACAUUGAAAUUUUCCAGAUUGGUUUGCUGGGCCUAUGUUGUCUUUGAGAAAGUAUGGCAGUCCAGAAAUGAAAAUAUUAACCCCACCAUGACAUAACAUUUGAAAAAGUAGAACACCCACAGUAUUCAAAAUGGGGUAUGUCUAGUCUUUUGUAGCCAGUUCGUCACGAACGCUGGCAAACGUAGCGUUUUUGUUUUUUGCAAAACUGCAUUUUUACUGAUUUCACCGCCAUGUUAAGACUUUACUUUUUAAAACACUCAUAUUUGUGUUCAACAAAGUCUCCCAAGUAUAACACUAACUCCCAUGUAAAGGUUUUACGGUGUUUUGGAAAGUUACGGGGUUAAAUAUAGGGAUCGCCAAUUAAAUUCUCUGGACUGUCUGUCUGGGUUGUCAGGUCUCUCAAAUAAUAAUAAAAUCUAAUAAUUAUGUAAUAGUUAAAUGUGUUUCUCCCUCUCUUCCCAUAUAUAUAUAUAUAUAUAUAUAUGUGUGUAUGUGUCAGGGGGACUGCCUGACAGCUCAGACAGUCCCCCUUCAGGUAGCUCCAUUGACUUCUAUUGCGGCCAUGUGAUCACAUGGCCCUGGAGGGCUGGGGUCUCUGGCAGUCCCCCUGGACCAGGAUCGCCAGUCCAGUACGGCUGAGUGUACUAUGCUGCCCUCCGGCGUUUGGAGCCACCCUUUCAAGGAUUGCAUAGUACGCCCGCCUGCCUUAAGGGGUUAAAUAGACUGGGCCACUGCACCCAGACCACUUCACUGUGAUAAAGUAGUCUUCGGUGCCGUUAGUGGUCCUUUAGCGUUUUCAAUUAUUGAAAGCAUUCCUACUUGACAGCAUUUUUUCCACACCUAUGUACAUAAGUAUUAUUAUUUAAGUAAGACCGUCCCUUAAAACUAUUAGAUUGGAAUCUUUGAAUCAACUUCUACUUCAUAGUUCAAAGUGGGGGAGGCAGGGAUAUUUAUAAACGUGCCUAUUAUUAUUAUUAUUAUUAUGCCUUUCUGUUCCUCUUGUAAGCACUUGUUAAUUAAGCAUACAAGAGCAUGCAGUUAAAGAGACACUUCACUGCCCAAAUGAAAAGAAAAAAAAAGUUAAAUAUCCCUGUUUAAUAAAUAUUCCUCAAUAAACACAUUACUUUUCUUUUCAUUGUGUUAUAUAUAAACCUCUUGCAAAAGCUGCAGAUCUCUUGCUUGAAGCCUUUACCAACCCUCCCCUGCUAACAACACCCAGAUUUUCUGUUGCUGUCUAAUCACAGACUUCCAAUGCAGUUCUUUGAAGUUAAUUUAUAAAGGUGUAUUUCUAUAGAAAUCUGCACUUUUAGACGGAGCGUCCCUUUAACUGAAAUAAGACAAGCUUGUACCUUUUAACAGAAAUUAUACGUGCUUUGUGGCGGGGAGGUGGUUGUAUGAUUUUCUUUUUAUUGUAAAAGUCUAACGGUCACUGCUGUAACACUUACCUUGGUAAAUGUGAUGUAACCAACCUUCUGGUACCUUAACUGCAAAUGGUUUAUGAAGACAAUUGCUUGUUGGUGUCUGCAUGUUUUCUGCAAUACAGCAUAUUUGGGUUGUUUUGUGUGUGGUGGAGGUGGAGUCAGAACAGCCAGUCAAGUGUUUUUUCUAUAUGCAGCAACGCUUGACUGGCUGUUCUAACUCAGGGGCAAGUUUUGCCUCUAGGAAAACUUCUAGGGACUGUCCUCUGUGAUGAUAUAAUGAAAGUAGUAAUAUUAUUUGUAGCUCAGUGACUCUUGUUUUUUAUUAAGGGGACAAGGCCCUGUUGUGGGCUGAAACCUUGCUAUGUCUGUUCAUGUUCAAUAAAGCUGCUUAAUUUGAUUGAGUGCCUGGACCACCUUUUUUCUUCCAUUUGACAUUGAGGGAUUGCCAGUCCUUGUUCAAGAGCACCCUAGUUCUGUUUAGAUGUGUGUGGCUUCCUUUUCUAUUGUGGACUACUAUAAAGGGGAACUGUCAGGUUUUAGUUUGUUCCUUUUUAAUUCCUUUCAAAACCAAUGCAGUGUUUGUGUUUAUUCCACCUCAUAGACUGUCUAGCAGGUGCCAUUCUUGUGGUUAUAAUGCUCUCCUCAUUUGUUGGAAAUCUAUUUAAUGUGCAAUCUCUUGAAAAUAAAGGGAGGCAUUAUUCAAUGCUUUCCUAUGGGGAUUUCGUGGACGCUGGAGCUCCUCAAAUAGCGUGAGGACGUCCAGCGUCUUAUAACACACUUUUGUGUUGUAAGAACACGGAAGUCCAUCUGACAGCCACUAGAGGAUGACUUAACCCUGGAAGGUAAAUAUUGCACUUUAUGAAAACUGCAAUAAUUACACUUUCAGGGUUAAGGGUGGUGGGCGUUGGCACCAAGACCACUCCAAUGGGCAGGAGUGGUCUGGGUUCCUGGAGUAUCUCUUUAAACUAAAUGCAAAAGGAGAACACUAAGUCUGUAUUCCCAACACGUUUACAGUGCCUUGCAAAAGUAUUCACCCCCUUGACUUUUUACCUAUUUUGUUACAUUACAGCCUUAAGUUCAAUGUUUUAUUAAUCUGAAUUUUAUGUGACGAAUCAGAACACAAUAGUCUAACUUGGUGAAGUGAAAUUAGAAAAAUAUAUACCUAAAACUAUUUUUUAGAAAUAGAAAACAGAAAAUUGUCAUGUGCAUAUGUAUUCACCCCCUUUGUUAUGAAGUCCAUAAAAAGCUCUGGUGCAACCAAUUACCUUCAGAAGUCACAUAAUUAGUGAAAUGAUGUUCACCUGUGUGCAUUCUAAGUGUCACGUGAUCAGUCAUUACAUAUACACACCUUUUUUGAAAGGCCCCAGAGGCUGCAACACCUAAGCAAGAGGCACCACUAACCAAACCAUGAAGACCACGGAAUAGUGAUGUCCCGAACGGUUCGCCGCGGACGGCGAACAUAUGCGCUGUUCGGUCCACCCCCUAUGUCCGUGGCGAACCGUUCGGGACAUCACUACCAAGGAAAUGUAAGGGACAAUGUUGUUGAGAAGUACAAGUCAGAGUUAGGUUAUUAAAAAAAAAUAAAAAAAUAUCCAAAUCUUUGAUAAUCCCCAGGAGCACCAUCAAAUCUAUCAUAACCAAAUGGAAAGAACAUGGCACAACAGCAAACCUGCCAAGAGACGGCUGCCCACCAAAACUUACAGACCGGGCAAGGAGGGCAUUAAUCAGGGAAGCAGCACAGAGACCUAAGGUAACCCUGGAGGAGCUGCAGAGUUCCACAGCAGAGUCUGGAGUAUCUGUAAGAAAACGCUAUGUCUGGCGCAAACCCAACACAUCACUCAAAGAACACGCUGUGGGGAUGUUUUUCAGUAGCUGGGAGUCUGGUCAGAGUUGAGGGAAAGAUGGAUGGUGCUAAAUAAAGGGAUAUUCUUGAACAAAACCUGUACCACUCAGUGCGUGAUUUGAGGCUAGGACGGAGGUUCACCUUCCAGCAGGACAAUGACCCCCAAACACACUGCUCAAGCAACACUUGAGUGGUUUAAGGGGAAAUAUGUAAAUGUGUUGGAAUGGCCUAGUCAAAGCCCAGACCUCAAUCCAAUAGAAAAUCUGUGGUCAGCCUUAAAAAUUGCUGUUCACAAGCGCAAACCAUCCAACUUGAAGGAGCUGGAGCAGUUUUGCAAGGAGGAAUGGGCAAAAAUCCAAGUGGUAAUAUGUGGCAAGCUCAUAGAGACUUAUCCAAAGCGACUUGGAGCUGUGAUUGCCGCAAAAGGUGGCUCUACAAAUUAUUGACUUUAGGGGGGGUGAAUAGUGAAUCACAAUGACCUUUUCUGUUAUUUUGUCCUAUUUGUUGUUUGUUUCUCAAAAAAAAAGCAUUUUCAAAGUUGUGGGCAUGUUCUGUAAAUUACAUGAUACAAAUCCUCAAACAAUCCAUGUUAGUUCCAGGUUGUGAGGCAACAAAACAUGAAAAAUGCCAAGGGCGGUGAAUAUUUUUGCAAGGCACUGUAUGUUCCUCUAAGGCAGGGAUGGGGAACCUUCGGCCCUCCAGAUGUUGUGGACUACAUCUCCCUUGAUGCUUUGCCAGCGCUAUGGUUGUAAGGACAUUAUGGGAGAUGUAGUCCAAAACAUCUGGAGGUCCAAAUGUUCCCCAUCCCGGCUUGAAGGCAUAUGAUAUAAAUUCAUAAUUUUUCCAUUUGCAGAAGACAUUGGAUGAAAAGCCAAACAAAAACAAACCUUUUCACUUCUUUAAUUAUUGGCUAACAUUUCUUCCUCAAUCUAUGCUAUGUCUAACUUCACAUAGGUGACAGUUCCUCUUUACAGGCUAGAACUCCAUAAAUGUUAUCUGCUAAAAUCACUUGACUGUUUGUAAGACUUUCAUGAUUGAUUUCAACAUAACUGGCACAAAUUCUUGUAUUUUGUCUGCUGCCUUUGACACUGUUUAUUAUGUUCUCCUUCUCCAAACUGUUUACACCAUGUUCCUUCAUGACCAUGUCUUUUCUUGUUUCUCAUCUUAUCUCUCCCUACAAUCCUUCAGACGGCUGCUGCGUUAAUUAUUGAUUUUGGGGAGGAUACCGAAUAAAUAUCAUAGUGGUGGUGCAUUAAGGAGAGGCAGCCCAGUCCCAGACCUAAUGAAGACCCAGAAAGGGGUCUGCAAAUUUCUGCUGUGGUCUAGUUACUCCUCUGUGGGCUACCUAAUAUACUCUGCAAAAAUUUCAUCUGUGCGCAGGUGACAGACAAAACGAGCUUCUCCCUUUCAGGGAGUGUUGGGAGCGUGCCUGCUGGGGUAGGUAUAUAUUUACCCUCCCUUUGACCUCUACUGAUUGAAUAAAGUGAUCAGUCGAAGUUCUUAGCCAAUCAGCAGCGCCCCUGUCCAGCCGCGGCACUUCACACUUCCUGUAAAUCAGCUUCAGAAGUCUGAUGCCGCCUGGAGAUCAGAGCUGGAAGCAGCCUUUGGGGUCUAACCGUUCAAGAACAGCUUAACUCUUAGAGGAAAGUGAGCGCCUGGUGGCAUCUAGGCACUAUUUCAACUUCAUCUAGAUGCCGUUGUUAUGAUGAGUGGGGGGAUUCCUUUUAUUCGUUCUUCCAUUCUCCACUUCAUUCUCAACCUUCCAAUUUUGCUUCUUUCCAAGUGUUUUUUUUUUUGUUUUUUACCCCAUGUUAUCUAGAUUGUAAGCUUGUUUGGGCAGGAUUGUCAUCCAUCUAUUGUUCCUGUGAAAAUUUAUAAUAGUUUCUCAUUUGUUGUCAAAGUCCAAUUAAUAUUGUAAAAAUUCUAAGUUGCCAAUAAUAUUUCUGCAGUAGGUCAGUUGCAUGUGGAAAGUUACUAUAUUGUUGAAACAAGGCAGAUAUUUUAUGGUUAGGUAGUCUUUAAAGCGGCACUGUCAUGGCCGCACCAGUUUUAUUUUAUUUAAAAAAAUAAUAAUUUUUAACCCUCCCGACUCCACUACAUCUAAUUGCCCCCCUUGCACCCCAAAUGCCCUUAAACCUCCCUCCCCCCAUAUUACCUAUUUUAUAAUCUUUAUUUUGUGCCCGUACCUAGGUCCCGGGCUCCGCCAUCUUUUUGUGGGCAGAUGAAGGCCCUGUGGGACACUAUGAGCCUACCCAUGAGCGGAAGGUGAGGGCCCUAAUGACAAUGGGGGGGUGGGGAGACCUAUUGUCCUCCCCUUGGGACUUCUCAUGGGUGGGGCCCAUGAGCACUCUUAUUGGUUGGCUUAAACCAAAUAAUCAGAGCACUCUGAGUCAACUUGCAGGGCGUGGGAAGGCUUUAUAAGCCUUAGAAACCACUUUUUGCUUUAAAAACCCACAUAUUUCAGAGGUUCAGAUGUCUGCUGCAGGUGUGUUGUUCACAAAAAAAGUCUAUUAAAGGCCAGCUCUUAAAGGAACACUAUAACAUUAGGAAUUUUUCAAAUGUGUAUUUUUAAUUCUAUAGUGUUUCAGGUCCCCUCACACCCUUUUUUGCCAUUUAAAAUAAAUAAAAAUGUUUUUUCAAUGCAUGUAUAUGAAACCUUGAAUCAAUGUUUUUUUAUUAGGCUUCAGCGUCACGUGAACGAGUUUUCCUAGGUCAGUGCAGCCGAAGUGCCUCCAGUGGUUGUCCCUAGAAGAGGAAUUUAAACAUUGCAGUUUCUCAAAAAUAUACAAUAUUUACAUUGAAAACCUCAACAGUGAUGGCAAAACAGCUUUUUAUAUAAACUCUGCAUUUUUGGUGAUUCAGAAGUAAUUGGUUCUGGUUGCCCGUUAUGUUGUGCAUUGUUCAAGAGAACGAACAAAUGUUCUAGUUAUGAGAUGUGAUUUUACAGGAAAAUACAGAGACCACAAACAUUUACCAAACCAAGCAAAAUAAAAAAGCAUGGCCUUUAUUAAAUAAUUAAAAAAUUACAAGAUAAAACCAUAUUCAAAUGGAUCUGCAGUACAAUAAGAUGUCAACUAUGACAGAAAGCAUAUGUCAUGCUGCAAUUAUCUCAUGAAGUAUCAUUGGUGGAUAAGAGGGACAUAAAUAUAUGAAUGAAACAUUGAAUGAGUAGAAGUGUAAAGUGACCCUAUAUGAAAGUUUCCUGAGAAAUUGCCAAAAUUCGAAAUUAAACUAUAAGGAUGCUACAUAAAUUGAGGUCCCCUAGAAUACAGUACAUAGAAUAAGAUGGGGAGGUAAUGUAAUCCUUGGUCAGUUUUAAAAUAUCAAAAUUGCUUAAUAUGGGUGGAUUCGACAAAAUUGUCAGAAUACUGCAAUGUGUUCAACCAGACCAAAGUUGUUGCAACCAGAAUUAGUUACCUAAAUGGUUGUAAAUCUGUAACUAAUAAGAUGACUAAAACAAGUACACCAAGUAGUAGUAAUCAGUUGAAAAUAAGGGGAAAGCUAUAAAUAAUGGAAGGAAAUAUCAAUAGGGCCUCUUGGAUUGGGUGGAAAGUACUAUUUGUUUUUUUUUUUUGUUUUUUUUUUACUAAGAUAAGUUAUAACGAAAAAUAUCCAGCAAAGUUAAAAUGGUGAUCUAAGUAGCUAGCAUUAACUAAAUUAUGAACUAAAUAAUGUUUUUAGCCGGUUUCAAGAUGGCCUUAAAAGGAACACUGUAUCCAAUAACCCUUUUGGUUAUGGUAAUUAAUCCAAAUGGUCUGCAAUGACUAAGCAGCAUGAUCUACAAAACCGUAUUCUAUUGAUCUCCUGCUGCCCAAUGUAAAAAUUUAACCAGAUAUCGAAGUAUUAGGUUAAGAUGUAUCAAAUCUGAGCUAUUGAAAAAGAAUCACUCCAGUAGCUUCUAAUUCGUAGAAUAAUGCCUGAUUUUUCUGAGCAAUAACGAAAUUAAUGUAAUACUAACAAGUAGCAUUGCAUUUUUUUUUAUUUUAUUUUUUUUUCUUUCAGAGGGGUAAAAAAUCUUUCAUGUGGCAAAAGCAGGCAGUCCUGAGACUGGACCAGUUACUCCACACAGUUAAGAUGCAUGAGUACACAGAUAAACUUAGCAGUGGCAAACCCCUUCUCACACCACUUAAGACUACUAUUAAACAAAUUGAGAACAUAUUGUGCAGUACUCUACCAUUGGACAUAAAGGGAACCAUGUCCACAUAGCCUCUGAGAUGAGCAAAGGUCCAGGUCACUAUGGAGCCUUAUGGGCAGCAUUGACAGUUUAAAGGCUUUACUAAACUGAUUACUACUUUCUUUUUAUAGAAAAUAUCACUAGUCUUCUAAUUCACUGGUGGAAAUUCACUCUUAUUUCUUAAAGGAACACUGUUGUCUGUCCACAAAUGGUCUCUUUCUCUCUCUCUCUUGUAAGAUCAUUUGUGCAUUACCUUCACCUCUUGUUACAUUCUGUAUGUAAAUUAUGUGUCAUUUUAUAGUUGUAAACUGCAGAAUAUGUUGGCGUGUGUAAUGCUGGUGGGAUAAUUUGGACUACAUCCCCCUCUCCGCCUCCCCCUUUUUUCUUAUUUUCACAUUUAACCAUGCAAACCCUUUACUUAUUCCAGCACUGGGACAGAGUGCUUACAGCCUGAUCUACCUGCUUAGUGGUAGUCAAGGUUGCUGAGUUCUCUGCCAAUCAAUUGCUUCUCUGCAUGCAUGCAGUGAUGCUCAAAGUAACUUCUUUUUUUUAAAAAUUGAGCUUCCUCAUAUUGCUGUUCUCUUUUAUGAAUUUUUCUGCAGCACAGACCUGUAUAGAAAAGCCUGCUGCCUUUGGAAAUAAUUUUGCAGCCAUCACUAGAGAUGGCUGCGAGAUUGACAUGAUUUUAGCUCCGUCCUGUGUCUAGAAGUAUCAGGUGUAGGAAAAUAUACUUGGACAAAGUAGUCCCUACUUUGUCUCAGUAUAUCUCUUAAAUGUGUUGGGAUUUCAGUGAAAUAACAACACAGUCAAUGGGUCUUUCAUAAAGAUUUUUAUCUUUAUGAAAUACUUUUUUUGCAGGAGUUUGACAGUUUCACUUAAGUUAUUUAACUAAGUUUAAUAACUAACUAGAAAACACACUAUUUGCCAGCUCUGCUACUUGAGCCUAAACUUUGCAAUUAUCCUGACCAGGGAUAUAUAUUAAACGCUCUAAAAUAGCUGCAGAUCUCUUGUUUGAAGCCUUUGCAAUCCCUCCCCUUCUAACCUAUGUGGCUGUGCAGUUAGACUUCCCAAUGCUGCUCAGAAAUCUUUGCAGAGCAGGUCCUCUGGACAAUUGUCUGCCUCUUGAGUUUAGCCCCAAUAAGCUAAACUACAAGGAAGUAACAUGACCAGUCUUUUGAAGGUGUAACAAGUUAAUUUAGAAGUACUAAUUGGUAUUGAAAUCUGCAGUUUCUGUAAAAUGACGAGAGGGGGGAAGGAUACGCUCUUCACACAUGAAGCAAUUUAUAAAGUUUAUGUUCAUCAGGUCAAGAAUAUCCUUUUUAAUGUUUCUCUCUUUUUUCCCUUUACAAAUAUUACUUAAUUACUUUCCUAGAGAUACCCCACACUUAUUUAUCUCCAAGGGCAAGUGUAGGCUACCUUUAAACAGACCUGUGCAAAAAUAAGACUGAAGUCCUUUGGUGUGACAGUCCUCUUUUUUUAAAUUUAUUUAAUUUAACUUGUAUGCAUGUUGUCAUAUGCUGUUUGUGUUCUGUAUGGGUGCUACAACUGUUUUGUAGGGUUGUAUUUGUAGUUGUGUGUGUGUGUGCUGAUUUAUAAUGGAAAUGUGCGUGAGCAAUCUGAUAUUUGUGAUGCCACUCCAGUAUACACAGUUGUACAUUGCCAUGCACACUGUUAGACUCCUAUACACAAUCCACACACUAUUACACCCACACUUUGCUAUUUUUAGCUAGCGAUCUUUUUGCUUACUAUUUAGCAGCAGGAGGUUGGCUUCCAUAGUCUGAGUACUGAGCUGGAUGGUUCGAAGACCAAGGGCAAGUACUUCGGCAGGCUGCUUUCCUCCAGCCCGGUUUCUCCUUCACAUGCCCUGGAAGUUGGCGAUCUGAAAUCACAAAUGAAUUGAGGGCUGCUCCUAUCAGAAGAUGUGAUACUGGGAUAUCUGUUGGGCUAGCCCUGUGGAACAUACUAAGAUCUCCCCAGCCUGUUUGGGUGUGGCACCAUUGCAUGCCAUGCAAAAACACCUCGCAUGACAUAGGCAGCUGACCUUUGUACUGGUCUUUCUGUCUGUUUUAAGUGUUUUGGAGGGGGGGGGGGGUUGAUAAUUUAGACUGCUUAACUUUGCUUUGUUCAGAUUGAUAAAAAUAAUCACUUUGUGUUGUUGUUUUUGUUUUCAUUGUUAGAUUUGUCUUAAAAGGAAUUGAGACAUAUAUACACUAACCAGAACGAGGGGGGGAAUAAACUAUCCAACCGUGAACCAUGUCUGUCCGGGAGUCUUUCAAUCCAGAAAGCUAUGAACUUGAUAAGAGCUUCCGUCUGACUCGGUUUGCAGAGCUAAAAGGCACCGGCUGCAAAGUACCACAAGAUGUCUUGCAAAAACUGCUGGAAUCGUUGCAAGAUAAUCAUUUCCAGGAAGAUGAGCAGUUUCUUGGGGCUGUCAUGCCCAGGCUGGGUGAGCACUUAUCCUCAAAUGCACCACAUAUGUUGUAUUUUAGACCCUAAUUGUGCGAGUCUCUCAAUUCAAGUGCAGUGUCUGUGGACUUGCAAUAAACAUUUGGCAAAAAUUUAGAUUUGAAAGUUAGAUGAAUUAUUAAACAAAUGGGCAAUUAAUUGAUAAAUUAUUUAUGCUAUAAAUUGGUUAUACUAAUGCAUAAACACUUAUGAACUUAAAUAAAAAAUAUAUAGAAACUUAGAAUGUAAGGGCAGAUAAGAACUAUUCAGCCCAUCUAGUCUGCCCAAUUUUCUAAAUACUUAUAUCAGUCCCUGGCCUGAUCUUAUAGCUAGGGUAGCCUUAUGCCUAUCCCACGCAUGCUUAAACUCCCUCUCUGUGUUAAAGGACCACUAUAGUGCCCUGAGGGUGCCCCCACCCUCAGGGUCCCCCUCCCGCCCGGCUCUGGAAAGGGGUUAAAACUUACCUUUUUCCAGCGCUGGGCGGGGAGCCACUAGAGGAAAUAGGGGAAGGCUUAACCCAUUCAUAAACAUAGCAGUUUCUCUGAAACUGCUAUGUUUAUGAAAAAAUGGGUUAACCCUAGCUGGACCUGGCACCCAGACCACUUCAUUAAGCUGAAGUGGUCUGGGUGCCUAGAGUGGUCCUUUAACCUCUACCACUUCAGCUGGAAGGCUAUUUCAUGCAUCCAGUACCCUCUCAAUAAAGUAAUACUUCCUGAUAUUAUUUUUAAACCUUUGCCCCUCUAAUUUAAGACUAUGUCCUCUUGUUGUGAUAGUUUUUCUUCUUUUAAAUAUAUAGUCUCCUCCUUUACUAUGUUGACUCCCUUUAUGUAUUUAAAUGUUUCUAUCAUAUCCCCCAUGUCUCGUCUUUCCUCCAAGCUAUACAUGUUAAGAUCCUUUAACCUUUCCUGGUAAGUUUUAUCCCGCAAUCCAUGGACCAGUUUAGUAGCCCUUCUCUGAACUCUCUCUAAAGUAUCAAUAUCCUUCUUGAAAUACAGUCUCCAAGUGAGGUCUCACCAGUGUUCUGUACAAUGGCAUGAGCACUUCCCUCUUUCUACUGCUAAUACCUCUCCCUAUACAACCAAGCACUCUGCUAGCAUUUCCUGCUGCUCUAUAUAUAGCUUAAAUUAGAAACCACCCUGUAAAUAAAUAAAUUAGGAAAUUUGCAGAUCUAUCAUCCAGGGCUUAAAACUUUGACAAAACCAAAUGUCAAAACAAAAAAGGCAAGAGAAACACACAAUUGUUGAGUAGAUUGGGAAUCCACUAAAUGAAAAUUAUAACCAUAAGAGAACUUUAUUUUUGUCUACAUACAGAGUUUGGUUUAAAAAUCUUGAAUAGAGAGCAAUAUUUUUCCCAAACUUUAUUAUUCAUAUUUCAAUAUAUUUUGGAAAAAAGUAUCUCAAAUCUUAUUAAAUAGGAAUUAUUAACCCUAAAAUUAGGCUACUGUAUAUUCGUACUGUAAUAAGUAAAAAAAGGUUAAAAACAUCUGCACUAUCAAAUAAUUAUAAUUAAACCCUACCGCUGUAUGAAGCAAAAUAAAUUCCUUUUAUACUAUAAUAGGUUUUACUCUUUAAUAGGGUACCUCCCUUCCCCUAUUUUUUUUUUCUUUUUUCUUUCUUUAACCCUCCUCACUACCAAGCACCUUGUUUCAAAAUAUUAUCAUGGCAUUAAUUUCAAACAUGGUAUGCAUAGAUAACACAUAAAUGUACAAUAAAACAGCAAUUUUGUAUAGAUUGCUUUAACGCCAAACUUAAAAAUGAAAAUUUAUGUACAUUUGCACAAUUUAUAUUUUUAGUUUAUUCGGUUAACCAUUUAUAGAAAUUUGUUGUUUUUCUUGUGAAUGAAAAUCUUUAGCCAUUAUGCAGCAUCCCUUAUCUUGCUAGUGUUUCACACCGGGCCUGAAAUGUUGGUGUAGAAGUAAAAAUACAAAUAUUCUAUUGUAUAUGUGACAAAAAAAAUAAUAAAAAAAUAAUGCCCACGUGCAGUAAAACCCUUAAAUCAUAUAUUUCUAAAAAUAAACAUAUUUAAAAUGUGAUCUAACAAUCUUUUAUGAAUCUCUAAAAUCAUAAUGUAAAGCGAACAAUGAAUAUCCCUUGCCCUCCCUCACUGUAGGUAUGAUCCAUUGAAACUUCAUUUACCGUUUGUCCUGAAAAUUUUGAAAAACACAGCCUGUCACUUCCAGUCAUUAAUGUGUGGAAUGGGCUGAAAGCAGAGAAACUCUGUACCAGGGAUCGUGACCUACAACUCCCAGAAUUAUUUACGUGCGAUAAAUGGCCAGAGAAUUACAGGUGUUGUCGUUCAGCAACAUUUGCGGGACUAGAGUCUGAGAUGCCUUUAUUUUUUUCACUGCUCUUAAAUUCUAGGCAGACGAGCCAAGUUUUGCUUUACAAAGAUAAGGAGGGUGGAUGUUAUUUAUGUAUUAUUUUGUGUUUUUACGAAAACCUAUAGCUUUCCAUUCCAAAAACAUUUGAAACGUAAGUUGUUGAUUGGUGCAGACUAUGGAAUACCGCCUUCCCUCCCACCACUACCUUUCACACUUUGUAUGAUUAGAACGGCUCCUUUAGUUUCUUUCACGUUUGUCAGCAGGAAUCACAUGGAUGAGCCAUCUGCAUAGGCAUUAACUUUGUGCUGGCCAGACCUCCUUUUCUCUGAGGUGUUUGCACAGUGAUGCAAACAAAGUAAAGAUUACCUGCAGACACAAUCUAUCAAUGAAACCGGAUAUGUAUGACUUAAUUUCAUGAGGUUAAAGCACUCUAGCAAGGAUUACAGAACCUGCUAGUUAGUGUAUAACCCUCUAGCUUGCAAAGACACACAUCUUUAUUAUGUGACCUUUUAAUACAUCCUGACUUUUCAUGUGAAUCAAAUUUAGAAAGUCUUAAAAGGACACUGUAGCAAUCAAAACAACUUUAGCUUAAAGGACCACUAUUGUGCCAGGAAAACAUACUCGUGCCCCCACCCUCAGGGCCCCCCUCCCGCCGGGCUCUGGUGAGAGGAAGGGGUUAAAAUCUUACCUUUCUCCAGCGUCGGGCGGGGAGCUCUCCUCUCCUCCUACAUAGCGACGUCAUUGGCUGAAUGCGCAUGCGCGGCAGGAGCCGCGCGCACAUUCUGACAGUUAAUAGGAAAGCAUUUAUAAUGCUUUCCUAUGGACGCUGGCGUCUUCUCACUGUGAUUUUCACCAUAUUAUAAACAUAGCAGCUAUGUUUAUAAAAAAAAAAAAAAAAAAAAGGGGUUAAUCCUAGAUGGACCUGGCACCCAGACCACUUCAUUAAGCUGAAGUGGUCUGGGUGCCUAUAGUGGUCCUUUAAUGAAGCAGUUUGAGUGUAUAGAUCUUAGCCCUGCAGUCUCACUGCUCAAUUAUCUGCCAAUUAGGAUUUACAUAACUUUCUGUUUAUACAGCCCUAGCCACAUCUCCCCAGGUAGUAAGUCACACAGCCUGCAUGGGAAAAAAAAAUUCAUGUUUAAUCAGCUGUGAACUUGCUUUAGAAGUUUUUAUCUCCUGCUCUGUAGAUUGAACUUUAAUCACAUACCAGAGUCUCCUGCAGGGUCUAGAAGGCUAUUAGCAGCAGCAGGUAAAUUCUAAAUUAAACAGUGUGCAAUAAAGAAAGUGUAAACAUUAGAUCUCACAUUACAGGAAGUGUUUAGGAAGGAUUGUUAGUCACCUGCAUGGAAGUGUCACUAUGGUGCAUAAGCAAAGUGAUUUAACUAAAUGGCAGAGAAUUGAGCAGUGAGACUGCAGGGACAUGAUCUGUACACCAAAACCACUCCAUUAAGCUAAAGUUAUUUUGGCGCUUAGUGUUCCUUUUAAAGUGAUAAGUGAAAGAAGCAUUGUGUCUGGUUAAAUGCCUUUAGUCACCAUUACAACUUAAUCUAAAUGAAGUUAUGAUGCCAGGAGGCCCCUGGGCGCGUUCUUACCUUCAGGGGUUAAACCACUCUUAAACAGUUUAACCCUAAAGUUGCCUCCAGGGCUGGUCUCCUCUUCCCCCUCAAGCAGCAUUUGUGGAUGUCUAUAAUCUGAGCAUGUCAGGCACAAAUGUUGGUUGCCUUACUGAAUAAACAAGAGCAGAAUAAAGCUAUGACUAAUCUAAAAUAUCAAGGUGGUGAUACACUCCUAAUGUUUGAUUUUUCCUGAGUGGAUCGAUUUGUAAAUUUGGCGUGUGGGGAGAUUGAAUAUCUGACACUGGGUAAAUCUAAUAAUCAGAACCUGUUUUGGGGUGAAAAAGUCUUAAAGGAAUUAUAAAUAGCACAGGAUAUCAUUAUAAAAGAUAAAGGAGGUAAUUGAGUUCUUAUGGAUCAUGACAAAUACAUGAAUAUUACAUCUUGCAAGUUGCAUCUGAACUGGUUAUCAAAACCUAGGGGUGAUCCUAGGCGAGUUAAUAAAUAUUCUGAAUAAUAGGAAAAACAAACACAGAAGCAGAGAUAGUGGAGAGAUAUAACCAACAGAAGUUCUGAAGAAUACCUUAGCCAAGGGGUAGGUAACCUUCAGCACUCUAGAUGAUGUGGACUACACCUCCCUUACAGCCAUUAUGCUGGCAAAGCAUCAGGGGAGAUGUAGUCCAAAACAUCUGGAGUGUGGAAGGUUGAAUAACCCUGCCUUAGCCUAUAAAAUGAUUUUUCUUUGGAUGAAUUUAUUUUAAAUGGAAACGUAAAUCUCAUGACACAAAUGGUAUCGGGCAACUGGGGCCACCAUCUUUGUGGACUUUUUUACAUUUUAUCAGGCUUUUUAAAAUCACAAUUCUCAGCAAACAAAUAUGGGGAAUCUGUUCCACCAAAUGGCCAUAUUUAUGUUAAGCCUACCACUAAUUCACAGUACCCCAAUAUCAGUGGGUCCUACACCAAUUUCAACAUGGGAGACAAAUCAAAUUGUGCUAGUGUUUAAUAAGCUGAAGUGUAUUUUAUUAUUAUAAAUAAUAUUAUAUAAUUUAUUUAGCACUAUUUGAUUAGUCUCCCACGUUGACAUUGGUAUAGGGGUGCUUUCUAAUGCUGUACCUUUUUAAUGAAGCAGUUUUAGUGCAUAGAUCAUGCCCCUGCAGUCUCACUCCUUACUUCACUGCCAUUUAGGAAUGAAAUCGCUUUUGUUUCUGUUUAUGCAGGCCUUGUCAUCUAGACACACAGUCUACAUUAAAAAUUGUUUCAUGUUACACCAGGUGUGACAGCACUGUGUGUUUACUUUUAGAUUGUUUUAUUAUGUUAAUAGAAUUUUAAUCAUAUACACAGGAGACCCUAGCAGGCUAUUAACAGAGCCAGAAAUAAGUAAUUCUAGGUUUAAACACACUGCAAUAAAGCAAGUUUAAACAUUAGAUCUCUCUUUACAGGCAAUGUGUAGCUUUCAUGGGGAUGUGUGACGUGGGCAGCGUAAACAAAAGCAUUUAACUCAGUGGCAGAGAAUUGAGUAGUUAUACAAUAUGGGGGCACGAUGGGUACACCUAAACCAGUCCAGUAAGCCAUGGUUAUCUUGUUGCUCAUAGUGUCUCUAUAAGAUGCUGGGGGGACAGUGCACUCCUGACACCAUAAUCACAACAGUGAGCUCUAGUGGUUAGGAUCCUUGAAUUGUUCCUUUAAAUACAUUUUAUACGGUAGAGAAGCACUGCGCUGUAGGUCUCCAGUGGUUUGAGCAAAGAUCUUCACUAUUGGUGAAAAGACUGCUGUAAUGAGCCUGUCCCAAAGCUGUAUUACAGGUGAGUUUAAAGAGAUACUUGAAUAUUUUAAAUACAUUUACUUAUAAUGGUAGAUUAAGUGUGUGUUUACCCCCCCCACACACCACCCAAUCCAAUGCUUCCCUAUGAGAAACCUUAUUUACACUUUGUGCUAGGUCACAAAGCAGUCAAGAAGCGCACCCUCAGCAGGGAUAUAGGGUAUAACUUAGGAGCUUUAUAGAAGACUUAUAUUCUUGGAAAAAAAUAUAUAUUUAUAUUUCAAGAUAAAUGGGCAUUUUUUAAUAAGCUCAGUUCAGAGUUAAUGAAUAACCCUAAAUGUACCACUAAAAUAACUGUUGAUCUGAUUAAUUUUAGUAGGUAGGUGAUCUUGUGAUAUGCAGAAACCGAAUAACACAUCAAAAAAUGGUUGGUAUACACCUUUCAGGAAAGGCAGUAAAAGGACAACUAAAGUCACUGUAAAAACUUGUAAUGCAUUAUUGCCAAUAAAACAUAUUCCUUAUAAGUUUUUUAUUUGUAUGCAUUUUUGUUCCUUUGGUGGAACUUUAUAAGCCUGCAGAAUAAAUAUAACCUGGAAAGCUGUUGCAAUAAAUCCAAUAAACCAUAUAAUCUAAGUGAUAUGAGGUAUCUGAGAAUGUCCAGUGAUUUUCAAAAAGAACCAAUGAAAGGAGGUGAAGGUGUGAUAUAGGUAUACAGUAGCAUGAUAUUAGUGAGCAGGACAGUAGGGUUAGACGUCAGAGGAAGUUCACCUUAUUUAGACAAAACACUUCAUGAGGUGUAGAGAUGGAGGCAAGUCUAGCAGCUCCACGUGACUGGAACGCUAAGUGACGCAGAGGAGAAAUGCAAGAAAAGAGACCUUGUUUACAUGCAUUUGCCAAAGGUCUCCUGUCUCUUGCAAAGUAAAAAAAAGGUUUUUUUUAAUAUUGUAUAUAUUUAUAUUGUUAUGAAUAGUUUUACACUAUUGGCUCCUCCCUGGCUUUUUUUUAUUUUGUGUAACUCUUGUAUGUGGACUGCUGCUGUAUCGGACAUGCUGGUAAAAAGUUCCCUGUGGGGGUUACCCCCUCACAUUAUAGUGUGGUUUAACCCAGAGUCAGGCAGAAGUGACUCUGUUUUAUGUGAGUGUGGUCCGUGGGGAAAUGAAAGAGAGAUUGCACGAUUUUUGUUUUAAGGUAUUUUCUGCUCUACUUGCAUACAUUUCCUAAAAAAAAUAAUAAUAAAAUGGAAAAAUCUUUGAGAAGCAUGAAAGUAAAGGGGCACUAUAGGCACCAAGACCAUUUCAGCUUUUUGAAGUGAUAUUGUCCCUGUUGCCCUUAGCCACCAGAGGCAAUGUUUUACAUUGCAGGACUGUCUACCAGAUGACGCUAGGUUCCCUAAAUGACGCUGGACGUCCUCACGCUCUGCAUGAGGACAUCCAGCAUUUGUGAAAUCCCUGUAGGAAAGCAUUGAUUCAGUAUUGUCCUGUGGAUAGGGCCUGUUGUGCAUGUUCUUUUGAUUUCUCCAUUCGGAUGACAUCAGAGGAGGUGGAGUGCGACCCAACGCCGAGGGACAUCUGUGCUGGAAUCGGGUGAGUAAGGUGUUUUUAACAGUUUGUCACACUGGGAGAGGGGCUGCUAGGGAGAAGGGGGAGGGACCAGAGGGCACUAUAGUGUGAGGAAUACAAAUCUGUAUUCCUAACACUAUAGAAUCCCUUUGCGUAUUUAAAGAAACUGCACAGUAAAUGUGGUUGUCAUUUGCUUAUAGUGUGUGCGUGUAUAUAUGUGGUGCAUGCAGCUGGUAUGAAUUAAGCACUUAGUUGGUAUAUUUUCACUUUUCUUGUUUGGUUUGUUGUAUAUCUUUAAUAUACGUGCUGCUUUUUUCAUUUAGGAAUUGGCAUGGACACGUGUGUCAUUCCAUUACGACAUGGUGGCCUUUCUCUUGUUCAGACUACAGAUUACAUUUAUCCAAUUGUAGAUGAUCCUUACAUGAUGGUAAGUAGCAAUAUAUAUAUCUAUCUAUAUAUAUUUUUUUUUUUUUGGUUCCCUGUAAGAAGUGACUAUUUCUUGGAUAUCAUGUUGAUGGACAGAAGGAGGCUAGAUAUUCCAAUAUUAGAAAGUACCUUCCAGGCUAAUUAAUAAAAGUUUAGUCCCGCAUCAAAACCACUUCAGUGUUGUUAAUAACAUGGUUUAAGGCGGCGGGGCUUGGCGGCCAUGUCGAGCAGUUACAGAAAGCACGAGCUCCACCAUUAACUGCCUUAAACUUGGGAUUUUGUGCUGCUGUGAAUACUCAGCUAAGCUGAGCUGUUACCUGGCAGAGUCAGGGACCUUUUUUGCUCUUUGGGGAAGCUCGCCUCUCUUUGCUGCAUCCGUGCUCAGAACAGUUUGACCCUGCGACCUAGUGUGGGACAAGCUAGGAGUUGCGGCCAAUCUCCCUGGUGUACCCUUGCUGGUUCAUCCGCGGCCAAGUCCUGUGUCCUCCCCCUUGGACCAGUGGGGGUCAUACCAGUCUAUGCUGUCACAACGCUCAACCUACUACUAUCCCUUACCUAUGCUGCCUCCGGAAUCCUGAACAAAUUGCUGGCACACAACAAGUACCGCUAAGAUCGCGGACACGCCUGCCCUCUCUACAAGCUUCUCUGUACAGCCAGCUGAGUUUCUGCCUGGCUCUUUAGAGGGAAUCCUGCAAAGACUGGAUGACAUUUUUACCAAUUCCUGGGCAAUGCUGGAGAGCCGAAUGGUGAUAUCCCAGCAGCUAUCACAGGACUGGCUGGGAGGGAAGUGGCCUGGAGAUCAGCAGCACUCCCUCAGGCAUAGUCUAUCAUACAGAUCCUGAUCCCACUCCCACUGGUACACCUUGGCUGAAGACCACCAAGGGCAUGACCCCAGUGCAUCGCCUGCACAGACAGAAGACCACAUGCCGCUGACAGCUCAAAGACCAAGGCCUUUUAUGUCUCCUUGAAAGGGAAGGACAGGGACUUUCAAAGUGUCCCUGUCUGCGGCUCGAAUAUGAUGGCCUUCACAAAAGCCUGAGGCUGGAGGGAUGCUUUUGCCAGCCUCCAUUGUGCCUAUACCGUCACUAGCCCCCAAAUGAUACCAGCCAGCGUUCCAAUCGACUGAACGCUCUCAAGCCUCUCUCUCCAACUCUACAGCUAGCCACGAGAGUCUCUGUGUUACCAGAAAAUGCUAAUGUUGAUUGAUAAAGUAUUUCUUUGUAUCUGCCUUUUUUUUUUUUUUUGUGCUUUUUCUUUUUUUAAUACACUGCUCACAAUUUGCUUGCUGUGAAGUUCUCCUGAGGAAAGGGUUCCGUAGUGCCAUGCACCUGUAUUGGCAUUAUAAGCUGUGUGGCACUACUUUUUUUGUUGAGGUGUUGUGACCGCACUCUAGACACAGUAGUUCCUUUUUUCAGCAACAUGUCGCAAUUUCCAAUACUAGAUAGCAAGUCUUAAGCCAGUUUACUUUGUCUACCACAUAGAAUAGCAUUUUUAGCUAUAUAGCCCAGCAACUAAUUCUUUUUCAUUUAAUCUUUACACCAUUGUUUUAUAUUUAUGCAUGCUAUUGUAUAUCCAUGACUGGCUAGCCUGCUCUGUUAAAACGCAAAGCACCUGAAUAUUGUACAGACAUGUUGGUUUAGCCUGUGUUUACUUGUUUGUCUCUUAUGUUUACUGUUAUCUUAAAAUGUACAUUAUGUCAAGCCAUGGCACUGUAUUUUCAUGUACAUAACUUUUGCGCUUGGGGGGCGGAGCUUGAUGGUGGAACAGAGCGGUCGCAUACUAGAGAGGCUCCGAGGCCAAACAACGAAAACCAACGGAUUUAGGGGAUACUAACUUCAGAUCCAAAGAUAUAACUGCCCACAACAACAAUGGGAAGAAAAACAAAAAAACUGAAACCAGAUCGACCCAAAACAGGAUCCACCAUAGGCGACUUAUUCCGUCAGGCAAAAGGCGCGUGCGGACCCAAUAUGGCUGCCGAGUUCGAGGAAUUCUCUGACUCCUCUGGGGACUUCUACCCAGAGGAAACCGUCAACAACUUACCCACUGGCAGGCAGCCACAACCGAACAAGAACCCGGGAGACUCUGAACCUGUCACGGCAUCUCUGCUGAAAAUUAUGCUGGGGGACCUACAGAAGGCCUUACAGACAGAUGUAGCACUACUGCGGGCGGACCUCACAGGCCUGGUCGGCCGCAUAGAUGCAGCAGAACUCACAGCCACACAACACUCGCACGAACUAGCGGAGCUCAAGCAAGAGAUAAGUGCUCUUAAACAACAGCAAGCCAAAACGGAACACCGCUUUGCAGCGCUAGAAGACUCCAGGAGACGCAAUAACCUGAAAGUGCGAGGAGUUGCGGAGGAAGUCCCCACAGAAGAACUCCCACACUUCGUGAGGAGACUCGUGGGAAACCUAAUACCCACCAAACAGGUCAAAUACAACGUCAUAGAGGCGGCCUUCCGGAUCCCUAAACCCCGGAGGGCGCCAGAAGUGGCACCCCGAGACCUCGUGGUGAGAUUUCGGAGCACAGCGGAUAAAAUGGCGCUCCUCGCAGCCUUAAAAGGCUCAGCCACCUAUAGAUUUGAAAAUAUGGACUUGUCCUUCUACACCGACCUGUCGGGGGCAACAUUACAAUGGCGCAAGACCCUUCAACCAUUCACCGCUCUGCUCCGGACGCACCAAAUUACAUACCGCUGGCGUCCACAGCGCGCACUACAGGUACUGCAUAAGAACAUCGUUCAUCUCGUCUCAGACCUCCAGAGCGCACAGGCACUUCUGCCUUCACUGGGACUGCCACCAGCGGAGCUGCAUGAGAGGGAAGCCCCGGGGAACCCUGGGGUAACACACCGCUGGGACCUGGCCAAGAUAACUCCAUUUGUCCCACAGGGAAGGGGCAAACCACAAGCUGCAACCACCACCAUCUGAACUGAAAAAAUGCGACCUAGACCAUCUUCCCACACAAGCUGGUCAACCAGAAGUGGUACCCACUUCCCCGCUCGAACCCCCAACGACUGAGGAGGUUUCCGGACCUCAGAACACCCACACUCACCCCGAGACUUACCUCAACAUCCGGAGGUAGACACGACCCCAAAAUCGGGACAUUCGGCACACCGCCCAUCACCCCAAGCGAGGUCCUCCACAGGUGGCCACUACUCUCCCGACCCUCCGCCAGCCGCAGCCAGGACCCGGCAGUGACUACUCGAACGCUAAAGGAUAACUCCUAUAAUCGACGGCCGUGAUGGCGAACGGCAAAACACUUACGAACUCAGACUACAGCUAUCUGUUGUUGUUUUUUAUGUUGUUUUUUUUUGUUGUUUUUUUUUUUUUGUUUUUUUUAGGCUUGCCUUUUACUUCCUAUCCCCAGUGUAGACACACAAUCUCAGGCCUCAGACCAAAACACACAGUAUCCACAGCAUUUCACACCAGAGCACUUAGUAUAUAAUGCAGACCUACCACAGAGGUCAGACCCACCACAGAGACCAGGCCAACAAACGCCUCUCCAGCCCCCCCCCCGGGGUAACAAGGGAUAGCGACCUACACAACAGGCUACUAGCCACCUGACCCUCUCAGACAUGCGUUUAUCACAAACCUCCCAUCGACAGACCAGACAUGCUAGACACGCGCAAAACCAUGCUCUCCACAGACACUUCACUAACGAACACACAAGAGGCUAGAAGAGCGCACACGCUCUAGCUUAAACACCACACUAACUAUUACCUACUAUACGAAACAAGACUGAGAAUGUCCUCAAGGCUAACAAUAAUUAAAUAUAAAAUGUGCAGUUUAUAUACGAAACCACAGUAUGAACAUAAAACGAUUGUUGUUAAUGCGCUUGACACAGCUGUUGUGGCGUUUCAAGCUGGUUAUGUCACCUUGUGCACGUGAAAAAUAAAGAAUUUAAAAACAAAAAAAACUUUUGCGCUUGUCCAUGUUGUUAUGGCAUCACAAGUAUGCUUGUACACUCUUGCACGAUAAAAUAAUGUAAAAAAAUAAAUAAAAAAAAAUUAACAUGCUUAAAGACCCAAUGUGUGCAUUGUUUCAGUAUGAAACACUACACACACAGAGCUAUUUUGUGUUGCUGCUGGAGGUGUAACUCCACCUGUGGCAGGUUUAAUUUUCCAGACAGUAACAAGGCGUUCUGGGCUUACUAAUGUUAAUCAUGUGCAUAUUCCAUGCCCGGUGGUUAAUUCACUGGCUGUGAGUUCACAGCUGAUGCUCUCAACCAGUGAAUGAAUGGUAGGUUUGGUGUCUGGCUUUUGUAGCUGAGCAGAAGCUGAAUGUCGUUCCCAGGUAAGGAGCAAAUCGGUUUGCCCUCCUUCCUGGGAAUGGUGUCCAGAUACUUCUUGCGUAAUAACCACUACAGCAAGCUGUAAUGAUUAGGAUGCUUUGCUUAAAGGGACACUGUAGGCACCCAGACCACUUCAGCUCAUUGAAGUGGUCUGGGUGCUGUGUCCCUUUUGCACCUAGUACUGCAAUGUUUACAUUGCAGCUCUAAGUCUGCCCUCUGUGGCUGUCUACUAGACAGCCACUGGGGGCGCUUCCGGAAUCCAAGUGGGCUUUUGGUCCGUUAUCUGACGCUGGACGUCCUCAUGCUCUGAAUGAGGACCUCCAGCAUUAGAUGUUCCCCAUAGGGAAGCAUUGUCAUAUUUUCCUGUCUAAUGCACGCGGCCAUUGCAGUGCAUGCACAAUAGGUUUCCCUGCUGGAUGACAUCGGUGGAGGAGGAGCGUGGGCGGAGCCUGACAAAGUGCCAAGAGACAUCGACGCUGGAUUCAGGUAAGCGGCUGAAGAGUGUGUUUGUUACCUGUAUUUGGUUUGUCUGUGCUGAUUCUAUGAUAUAUUUGUGUUGGAUCUACAUGGUGUGUGUGUGUGGUGGUUGUAUGUGACUUGUGCGGUGUGUGUGUGUGUGUGUGUCUCUAAAGUAGUAAAUACACUAUUCUAAUUAAAACCAAAGCCUUUUUUUCAUGUGGGCUCUGUAAGUUAUGGUCAGGGGAGUGAUAUAAAAACAUAGUGAUAUAAUUCCUAAUUGGCGGAGGAUUGAGCAGCGAGGCGGCAGGUACAUGAUUUAUACACUAAGACUGCAUCAUUAAGCUAAAGUUGUUUUGGUGCUUAAAGUAUUCUUCUCAAGAGGAACUGUCACAGGGACACAUAAUGCCUUUGGCAUGCUCAUGCAUGCUCGAUUAUCUAACAGAAAUUCUAUAUCUGUGCUUGUUUAUUUUCCGCAGCAGUGAUGUGCAUGCGCAGUGAGUAAAGCACUGCAAAGACCAGAUGUAUGUACUUUGGUGUUGUUGGUAAAAUCUUUUAAAUUCUAAAAUUUACAUGUAAAAAUAAUCUAUUAAAAAUGUUAAAAUUAUUGUAGCGGAGCCUUAGUCCUAGCAGGGACUCUGCUCUGCUGGUUUCUCCAACCCACACUCGGGAGCAAGUAGAAUACUCCAAGGGAACAGCCAAACACCGUAAAAAUACUCCAGGAAUCUCCCACCUCCUCCCCAGCAACUGGACGACACUCCGCUCUGGCGGUAUAAUUGAUUUUAAUGGAGCCACACACUGCCUUUUAUGAAAAUCCCCAUGCAAGGGGUUUCCAAAUGCACAUUUCCCACUGGACCUGAGAGUAGACUGAGACAAAAUACACAACAUAAUUACAUUACCUCUCCGGUCCAGGACAGGUAUAACAAUAAUCACCCCAAAACAUACAGUUAUCCACAAGAUGCCCUUUAAGUCCUAUAUCCCCAGAUAGGGACAUAUACGAAAAGCGCUCAGAUCCCACGAACGCAGCUGAAACGCCAGCGGGGUAUAGUUUAGACUGACCACACAUGAGAUGCCUGCCCAAAAAGGUUCCAUGAAAUUAAGCUGUGCCGUCAGUCUCUUUCAGGAGUAUCAAAUAUGUGCAAGACAAGGCAGAAACUGUUUGUAUAGACAUUUGUUCUGUGUAUCUUGUUCGGGAGUUUGCUACCCCCGAACGCCACUCUGUUCUUCUGAAUCCCCAUGAACAUAAUGAAAACCCGGCGGUGUUUGCGUUGUUGAGUGUCCAGUUUUAGUUCCAUGCGCUCGACGGCCAAACACCGCUGUCUCUGUUCGUGGCUAAAGAUGGCCGCCACCGCAUACAAACGGCGGCCACCCGGCCGACCGCUUUGAAUGUUCAGGUUAUUGCGGUUGGUGGAGGUGUGAACAGAGGUUACUGGAGUUCAGUAAUUUUGUUUGGUUGUCGAAUAAGAUGUUGUUAAUAUGCAAGGUGACUGCUAUUUUACCGAAUGGCCAGACGAACAGGGGAAAGAACAAGAUGAUCCAGGGCCUAUGAGUGCGAAACAUAGGAAAUAACAGGGGGGACAAGAUACAGACAGUCCAAGGUUCAUUCUGCUACAAUUAUUUUAGCAUAUUCAAUAUCCAAGUGACCUUUCAUCUUUAAACAACUUAAUUGCAGGUGUUAUCAACCAGUUAAUUAAUCUGUGCAUCAGCCACACCGCUACGCAGUGUAUUAUGUGUGUAAUGUAAAAUGGUCAAUAAAUUGUUUUUGUUUUUUUUUUCCCCCCUCAGGGACGAAUAGCCUGUGCAAAUGUUUUAAGUGACCUAUAUGCAAUGGGGGUUACCGAAUGUGACAACAUGUUGAUGCUUCUCGGUGUCAGUAAUAAACUUACUGAUCGGGUAGGUUUUCAGUUAAAUUAAUGAGUUUUAUAUAUAUUUCUCCAAAUUGAGGACAUGGUGGUAUGGGGAGCACACGUGUAUUCUGAGACUAUAAAAUCCAUAAAUAAACUAAUUCUAGAAAAUUAAAAUAAAAAAACUGGUAUUUGUUACAUUGGCAAUAAACUAAACUAUGGUAGUAAUUCUUGCACUCCAUGAUGUAUUGGCUACUAGUCUGCUUUAUCAACAGGAUAGGGUAUUUUUCACACAGAGAGAGAUGCAGACAUGGUUUUAUGUGCACAUUAUGCCUACUUGUCUGCUUCAAGGUGUGUGAAAAUUCCAUGAUCGUAAAAUAUAAUCUAGUGUUGCACCAUGCAGUCUCAAGAAAUUUAUCCUGAUAUCUUUGAUAUUUUAAAUUUCAAUGGUGCUUUAUUUCAUACUAUAGGAGAGAGACAAGGUGAUGCCUCUUAUCAUCCAAGGCUUCAAGGAUGCAGCAGAGGAAGCGGGCACAUCGGUUACAGGGGGUCAAACUGUUCUGAAUCCAUGGGUAGUACUAGGUGGUGUGGCCACAACAGUAUGUCAGCCGAAUGAAUUCAUCAUGUAAGUUUAAAUUUAGCUAAAUUAUGUGAGUUUCCUAACGAACAGUAUUCCUUAUUAUCUCAAUAAGCAGUAACAAAACUGCACAGUGUACUUUGAAUUGAAUGUAGUGUAGUUGGGGAAACUGGGCUACAGGUGAGAGUGAGUUGUGUCAGUAUGUGGUUCUUGUGUAACGCACAAGAAGAUAGUCAGGCAUUUUUAUUCAGGGUUAGAACAUUUUAUUUAGCUCACAUUAUUAUGUGUAAGGAGAUGAGUGAUGGGAAGAUAAAAUAUCAUCUUUAUCAAUAGGCGAUAAAGGAGAAAAGUAGGGAGAUUGUGUUCUAUACAAAAACACAUUCUAAUACUGAUCAUCUGAAGUAAUUUGACUAGCAAAGUGUCCUCUUUCAAAAUGUCAGUUGACUUUCUUGUCCUGUACACUUCUGGUUUCCCAACAAAAUAGUCCAUAUAAAUGUAUUUUCCUGUAGAUGAAAGUAAACCUAAUUGUGUGCCUCUCAAUAUUUCAAAUGGACAAAGAGUGACACUAUAGUGGUGUGACCAAUAACAGAGCUUUUCAGGGAAAUUUUAGGUGACUUACUAAUAACAAUUUAUGCAACGAAAAGAACACAUUUUACUUAAAAAGACAGUUUUCUAAACACAUUGUAGUUUAAAGUCAAAUUGCUGUAAACAUUAUUGCAAUGGAGCUAUGUUAUUCACACCGGCAUUAUGGAGCUCUUAGAAAAAGCGGGGACAUGAGGGACAGAGAGAUCAGAGUUAAAUAGGGAAGCAAUGUCAUUGUAAUCCUUACUGCUGCGGUCAUGUCAGUGUGUGUUCUUUAAUUGUAUUAUAUAUAUUUUUUUUAUCAUUUAUCAUGUUAUUCAUGCACCUGAAUGCAUUGAGAAUGAUCCGUUGACUUUAUUUAAUUGGUGGUCAUUCCACUAUUUACAUGUUUUAUAGAUAACAGCCAAAAUGAUCUGAUUAUAUGUAUUCAUAGCAUUCAUAAAUGCGUAUAGUAUUCAAACCAUAAUGGUAAUCAUGGUGGGUGUUGUAGUUCUGCAUGUUGGCUGCCAUUGGCCAGAACAUACACAAUGUGCUCCCUUAAUACUUGCAUAUAAAAAAAGGAAAGGGGAAAAAAUGACAAAAUUCUGAAAUGUAAUUUUAAACUUCCAGUAGAGGGCAGAGUAAUACAGGUCUCUGAUCUCUCCAGCAAAACAUCAGCACUGAAUGUGAAUAUUUGUGCAUGCAUUUUAUCAGGUCUGUCUUUUGUAUCUGUACAGGCCAGACAAUGCUGUACCAGGAGACGUUCUUGUGCUGACCAAACCUUUAGGAACCCAAGUGGCUGUAGCUGUCCAUCAAUGGCUAGAUAUUGUAAGUACGUUUUAAGUGGUUCUAAUGCACCAUCUCAGUCUGAAGAACCUUUUCAGUAAAAAAAUUUUUUUUUAGUUUUGACAGGACUUAGGGCACCAAAGCAGUUGGGGGUGGGAGGGGGCAAAAUUGCAAAUCCCUUGCCUCAGAUUUUUUUCCAAUAACUGCAGCCUACCUGGCUCUCCCUGCUGGCUGCCCGACCACCAGUGAUAAGGUUCUCUCCCCCCCCUCCCCCCCCGGCCCAAGGUACGUUUCUAGGGAAGGGGAGUACAUUUUUUAGUGUUUUGGUUUUAAUUAUUUUUAAUCAAAACUUUAGUUUUUUUAGGGAUGUGCAUGGGCAAAAAAUUUGGUUCAGUUCAGAAAUUCGCGUAAGAAAUUUUUUUUUUUGUCUGCUUUGAUAAUUCGGACCAAUAGCGUUCGGUUCAGCACUUCCGGAAUUCAGAACUUAGGGAAUUUGGACCCUAACUCUAACCCACUUCAGCAAUUUGUAACUUUGGUAAUUCGGACCCUAAACCACUUGGGCACUUCGGAAAUUCGACAAUUCGAACUUCGUACAUUCGGAACGAAAUGAAUUGCACAUGUUUAUUGUUUUUUAUGCAGCCUUUCUCUACAACCUCUGAGUCUCCCUCUACAGCCCCUGUGGACUGUUUGUUUGAUUGUGUGAUUGCCUAUCUUUGUGGCUGUGUGCCUGUAUGAUUGUGUGUUGCAGGAAAAAGACACACAAAGGGCCCUGGGGGAUGGGGGGAGACAAAUAAAACUGGGUAUUUGGAGAGAACGAUUCACAGAAAAGGGCUAAGGGAAAGAAAGAGACACACAAAUGGGUGGGGGAAGUAGGAGAUACACAAGGGGGGUUGUAAGACCUCCUAAAGGGGUAAGAAAUCCAAAAAGGGCAUUACUAACACAAGUAAAUAUCACAUUUUUUGGGUGCGGGACAAAAUGCAUCUUCGCCUAUGUAGCCAAAAAUUCUUGCACCGGCCCGGCUUGCAGCCAAUUGUUAGAGGUAGGUUUUUAUCUAUUCAAGUAGGCUGAGUGCAUGGUCAAUUGGUCUGUAAAUAAGUUUCAUUUUAUAUUUUCAUAAAAAUACUUAUUUCUUUUGAAAGAGGACUACAACUAAACUACAUUGAUAAUGCAGAAUUAACACUUCUGUAUUGUCAGCGUCCAUUUUGCCAGCAUUGUCAACCAAUUGUUGUCUAGAGUGGCCUUAUUAAUGCUGCAGUGUUAAUUCAGCCUUUUCAAUAAGAUGGGGAGAGCCCGUGGGUGCUGAGUAGAAACUUUGGUUAAUCUCAAACUAGAGAUCCCUUUUUUGACAAUGGUUGUGGUAGAAGCAGUCCCAGUACUUCCAGAAAGGCCUCUGACCUUGCCAUAAGGGAGUAAGCAGUCCCCUCACAUUGGACCAAGAGAGAGCCAGGGAGCCCCCAUCUGUAGGGUAUUCACGCUUGUCUCAGUGAGGCUGUCACCAGUCUAAAGGACUUGCGCCAGAGUACGGUGGCUCUGGUAAGGUCUUGAAAGAACAACAGCUGGGAGUUCUCAAAGGUCUCUUGUCUUUCAGGGCCAUCAUGAUUUGGAUCUUGUCAUUUACAGUCACACAGACCAGUAUGACAUCCCUAGCCACUGCAGUUUGAGUGCAUGCAGUGCCAGUUAAACUGUAUAUCCAGUCUAAGAUAACUUUCUUGGUUGUUGCUGGUGGCAGUUGUAGAAAGCAAGCACCUGGCAGCUUCGAUUGAGACCGUGGUGGGUAUCCCCUGUAUUUUGAUGUGCAUUCUGCUCUGCCGGUCCUUCGUGGAAAUUAUUUGGGUGGCCAGCAUGUGUUGCUCAGAUUGGAGGUGCAGCACCAAGUCCUGGAGGUUGGUCACCGUGGUUUGGACUUCUGUCAUAGUGUCCUCUUUAUGUUUGACACGGUCUGUAACCUGUUGUAUGUCCAUUUUAACCAGUGCGACGUUGGCUGCCAACAGCUUUUGUAUGUCAGCAAGGAGGAUUUCGAGAUCACGUUUUGGUUGUUGGGGCUUUGUCGUCGGGGGAACUUGCAGCUAAGGCUGGGUCUGCCUGGAGGAUCUCUAAGGUGCUGGGCUCCUGGCAGUCCAGGCCAGAGGCUGCAAUGGGCUCCGAUGGGUGCUCUGCCCUUGCAGGCCCAGUUUGCGCUGUGUUUUUUUCAGCAUCUCCCCUAUGUCCCUACCGGUUGUGGUGGUUACAGGCUUUUUGCGUGCUCAUGUUAGGUGUUUCGGAUGGAGUGCUAGGCAGAUAUUGCUCAGCCAUGGCUCGCGCCUCCCCCGGUCCGCCGAGUAGGGACUUAAAGCCUAGAAGUGGUAAUGUGUGGUAGGCUGUUGCCUUCCACCGCCGCCUGGGCUGCUUCAGAGCCUAAAGAAGGACAUCGGACAGCUUUGUUGGCAUUUAGGAUUAUGUGGGAGCUGGAUGGCUGCAGGUUGUGGGAAAGCUAGCCGAGAUGGUGUCCGCUCAGGAUGGCAGGUAAGCUUUGCCCCUUUAUUUUUUAUUUUUUUAUUUUUUUUAUUAUUAUGGACAAAGGGGGUUUCAAUUUGAUGUGACCUAUACAUAUAUAAAUUCUCACUCAUUAUAAACAAAAAGUAAUUCAAAAUUAAUUGUAUCAUGUCCUUCUUUACUGAGCAUGUCAUGUCCAGAAUUUUAGUUUAUUUUUGGUAGUUACCAUUCACAAAGUACUUGGAGUAAUAUAAAAUGUAAAGCAAUUUUUGAAUUUGAUAGGCUUGUCUUCGAAGCUCAAAAGCCAUCACUUUUUUUAUUAUGUUCAGCUACCUUUUUUGAGUAAAACAGUACAAUGUAUGCCUUUGUCACUAUCAUUUGAAGCUCCAGUGCCAUAUAAGAGACCUGACCAUUUCAGUUUUUACAGUUUUAGAAUUUUGAUAGAUGGAUUUGAUCGGUCUGUCUAAUAUUGUGCAUUAUAGUGGUUUGACUGUUCAAAUUACCCCCCAAAGACCUACCAUUUCUAAAAGUAGACGCUCCAGGGUAUCUUGUAUGGCGUAUGUUGUGCAUUAACUUGCUCUCAUAUUGCCAUAUGUUGACUUUUCCGGUACAUAUUUAUUUUAUUUACUUUUUUUUGCAUUUACAGAAUACAUUACAUUUUUGAUGGGUAUUUGGCAACUCUAAUACGUGCCAUCCUCCAAAGUAUUCUCUUCUAACUCCUCUGAGUUUGUCUUGCACAGCAAUAUGCCCUGAGUACAAUACCCCACGUCUAGACUGUACGUACGUUUGACGGGUGCUCAGCAACCUAUUGUUCCUGCAACAUUUUGUAAUGGUCUAAUUUGUUUUUAAACUUCCCCCUUUUUAUAAUACUGUAAAGCUCUGCUGAAUAGGUUGGCGCUAUACAGAUGCCAAUAAUAUGUAUAACUUUUCAAAGUAGCCAUCUUAAUCCUAUCCCUAAUUCUAAUCAAAUCUUUAUCAUAAACCUCAUCCAUCUUGUAACCCGUACCAUAAUCCUAUGCCUAAUUUUAAUCUUAAUAGAAGCAAUGGUGAAAUCAUCAGAGAGAUUCCUUUGCUGUCCUUGGUCCCAAUAAACCCUAAUCUGGAACUAAUCAUUAUAUUAAUUAUCCUAAACAUAAAUGUAAUGCUAAACCGAAUACUUAUCCUAAAGCUAAUCAUAAUCCCAAGGAGAUAUUAUAUAGGGAAUUAUUAGUGCUAUAUCUCAUGUCAUGCUGAAAAACAGCCAGUAGAUGGCAGCAACAUACCAGUUUUUUGCUAUCAUACUGAAAAUGUUGAUACCUUUACACUGUGAUCAGUGCUCGGCAACAAAGACCUGGAGGAAGACCCACAAGCAUGCAUCACACAGAGCAUCUCACUGGUUGAACAUGAUCUCUCAGCCACCAUGUGCUCCAUAGAUUUUUAAUGUGCUCUGUGCAGUGCUGAAUUUCAGACCUGUAUGUCAUGGGUUAUCAAGGAGAGCUAGUGGUAGAAGUUCCACAUAGAAUUGCUGGAACAUAUGUAAAUGCCUUUGACGCAGGAACUUCCUCUGACCAGAUCUCAUUGUCUGCUACAGCUUGAGGUAGAUGGGAAAAAAUAAAUCACUUUUGAACCAUUUUGGCCAUUUUUCAUCAUACUGGUAACAAAUGUGGUUUUUUUGGUGGGGGAGGAGGGGGUUUGGGAUUUUUUUUUUUUUUUUGGUUUGUUUGUUUUUUUGUUUACCACAAAGAAUAGAUUAGUGGUGUAUUUAUUUUCCAUUUAUUUAUUUGCAUUCUUAAAUACUAAUUUCUUACUUUGUUCUCUUCUCUUUUGCAAUACCAGCCAGAAAAAUGGAAUAAAAUUAAGUUGGUGGUAACCCAGGAAGAUGUAGAGCUGGCAUAUCAAGAGGCAAUGAUGAACAUGGCAAGGCUAAAUCGAACAGGUAAUUCUUGAAGAUAUACAUUUGACCAUUCUUUCUAAAAGCAAUGGGGAUAUUUAUAUUUAUUAAAAGGUAGGUGUUAUAAACCUGUUUCAAAGCCUGUGAUUUUAUUAGCUGAAAACUGUGACAGAACACCUGGUCACCUAGGACUUGUACCUGCCUCCUAACCACCACAUUCCCCUAAAAGGACUAUAAUCACCCACUUAUGCCCCUCCAGACUGUGCCUCCAAGCAUAGCACCCUUUUCAAUGGCCCAGGAGACAUCAGAGACCGGGAUGGAACUCUCAGACAUGGUGCACCUGACCAGGAGCAACUCACAAAAGUCCUGGAACUCCUAAUUGGAUCACAAAGCUACCGUGAUCAGGUAAAAUUUACCUCAAGAUCGCUCUUGGUCCCAGGGUCACCAAACAAGGCUCUAUUUGGAGGGGCGAGAGAGGAGUUGGUGAGGCAUCAAACAAUACCAAGGACUCGAGGGAGCUCCAGGUACCAACAGAAGGGUGACCAGAACAUCCCACCCAGCCCUAUUGAACUCCUCGCGGGAUCGGAGGAUGUUCGCGGCCUAGUCAAAACUUAACAUCCAAACUAUUCUUGCUAGACACCUCUAAUCCGAGUGCUUUUUUGGCAGUAUGGGUGCUCAGGGAAGUGCUACGCAGGGGUGGCACUAGUUUGGCGGUAUGGGCACAGGAACCCAUGUUUUGUAUGAAAAUGUUAUUCGGCCCCAAGGUAUCUUUAUCUUUACCCAGAUAAUUUUAUUAGUGGGGCAGACACCUAGGUGCCACGUAUUGUGCAAUGUCUAUUGUUCUCCUGGUGACCCCCUGUUGGGCACCCAGGUAUAAAAGGUGGCGACAUCCAAGCUACCUGCGGGUAGGCCACUACAAAAAUGCUAAAAACAAAGAAUUGAAUCUGUGGAAAUGCAUUUUUAUGAUACCAGUGCACACUUUCAAGGGUUUUUUUAUUUUUUAUUUUUUUAUUAUUUUAAUAAAACACUAUGGGCACCAAUACAGCUUAAUGCAUUUGAUAGGUGUUAAUGUUUCUUCAUUGACGCCAAGUAAUAAAACAACUAUAGUCACCAGUUCUACACUACACAACAGCACAGCUUAAUGUUAUGGUUAUGGUUACUAUAGCCUAUGUAGAAGGCGGCUUUUUAAAUGUAAACUCUGCCUUUUCAGAAAUGCCUCUAGUGGCAGUCACUCAAAUGGCUACUAGAGGUGCUUCCUAGUCCAGUGCUCUGCGCGGAGACACUGAACAUUCCCCAUUAAGAUGCAUUGAUUCAAUGCAUAUCUGAGAGGAAAUGCUGAUUGGCGCAGCGUAGCGUUUUACUUCAUAUGCACAGUAGCCUCCCGAUAAUUUUUUUUUUAUGGAAUAGCAUUACUUUGGCUGAGAUCAUGAUUGAUUGAUCUCAGCCAUGUAGGCAGGGCCAGCAACCACAAUACCAUUGUUGGAGAAAAGGUAUAGUUAAAACCUUUACAUAAUUAUAUGGGGGGCUGGAGAGAUAAACAGGUUAGCACUAUAUGGUUAGGGACUCAUGUUUUAUUCUUGACAUUGUUGUGUUCCUUUUAAUGAAGCAGUUUUAGUAAAUAGAUCAUGCCCCUGUAGUCUCAUUGUUCAAUUCUCUACUAUUUAGGCGUUAAAUAACUUUAUUUAGCCGUAGUCACACAUACCCUGGCUGUAACUUUCUCGUUUUUUAAAUAGAAUUUUUAUUUUUUUAUUAAGUGAUCUACUUAAAUGGUCUCUUUAACACCAGUUGCUAGGUAGUGUCAAAUUCGGUAUAUGAUUUUUGGCUAUAAUGGACUAUUUAGUCCAUAUAUAAUGGACUAAAAUAUUUAACAAAAAAUGUAAAAAAAAAAUUUGUAUAGUGUGUGUUUGUCCUCUCCUGGCAGAACGUUUUGCUAAUUUUGUUAUGUUUUUUUUUUUUUUUUUCUGUUUUGUCUUUUCAGCGGCUGGACUCAUGCACACAUUUAAUGCACAUGCUGCUACUGAUAUAACAGGGUUUGGAAUUCUAGGACACGCACAGAAUUUGGCCAAACAGCAACGAAAUGAGGUUUCCUUUGUUAUCCAUAACUUGCCAGUUUUAGCCAAGAUGGCUGCUGUGAGUAAGGCCUGUGGGAAUAUGUUUGGACUCAUGCAUGGAUCCUGUCCUGAAACAUCAGGUGAGAGUCACUAGCUUGCAAAAUCAAACCUCAGACCCUGUUGUUUGGAACCCUCCAUGAAGCUAAUUUGUGCAGUGCAACAGGCCAAGAAUUCGAAAAAUACCAACUUAAACCACCCUUAUCAUUUUAUUUAUUUUUUGAGGACAUCAAAGAUUUAUUAAAAACUUUUUUGUUUCUGGAAACUCAAUGUCAUGGGAAUUUUUUUUAUGUUUAAACAUGCAGAUUAUAUUUGUCUUCUUUUUCUGUGAAAUCCAGUAGAAAUAUUUAUUUAUUUUUGUUUCUUUACUGACAUGCUAGUGGCCCACUAAUACUAGAAACUGCUGCUUUAAGGAGCAGUAUUUUUUAAUUUUAAAACUCUCACCCUAUCUGCCCAGUUUGUUUUUUGUUUUUUAAAUCCAUUUCUCAGUGCCCCUAUCAUUUUAUUUAUUUUUGUGUGUUUUGUACCCACUGGAAGCCAGGGAAAUGCUGAAUACUCAAGUUGUGUUAGUGCCCCAGAGUGUAACUUUAAUAUUUCUUCUUGUUUUUUUUUUUUUCUCCACAUUCAAAUAUCUCUAAUGCUUCUUAGAAAAAAUAGCCAUAACGUGGCCAUACCUUCCCUUUUCACCCUGAUUGGGCAGUAAACCGUGUAGCUUAGCCAAUGAAAAAUCGUUGUGAUUUGAGAUGCUGACUUGACUCCACUCCACAACCAAUUACUGCCUUAUUAUCUGUAAUGGAGACUUGAAUAAACUCCACAAGCAAAUCCUGGAUACGUUAAAUUUGGGCAUGGAUAAAAAUGAAUUUGAAAUAGUAGUAUACAGUUGAUUUGUGCAAAAAUUUGUUUUGACUGGUUCGUCUGUUUCAGUUGAAAGGAAGCAAAUAAUGAGGACAGUGUCUGUGGGUGCCCAGAAUGUGCCUGUAUGUGUCAUUGCAAGACACAUUAUUGUGACUAGAUUUAUAUUCAUAUUCAUUUUUUUAUUUUUAUUUAUUUUUGUGUGUGUGUAUUUAUAUGAAACCCAAUUAGGCCAUCAAAGCUGUAUCCUUUUUGUAAUGAAGAUGAAAUGUGUCUAAGGUGCAACAAUUUUGAAAUGCAUAGUAAUAUUUUAAUUUUUUCAUAUAUAUUUUUUAUUAUUUUAGGUUUGUUUUUUUUGUCAUGUGUUUUAUUGAGGCAUAUAGAAAACAGACGUAACAUCCAAUCAUAGUUUGUUAAUGUAACAAUAUUAUAGUACAAUACGGCCAAAGUAAGUGCCAAUAGUUUCUGGAAAGGCUUUCUUGGCUGAGCUCUCUGCCUUCCGCAACAUCGUGGAGUAGGCAUGGCCUCUUAAAGGAGCAUCAGGGACCUAAAGCACGUGUACGGCAAUUGCCGAGCACACAUUCGCUUUCCCAUAGGAUAACACUGAAUCCAUGGUUUUCUAUAGUCAUGUGACUGGGUUUUACGGAAUGAUACUUAUGCGUACUUUUUAGUAAAUGACAGGAUCCUUUAGUUAGUCUCUAUAGUGCAUGUAUAUGGGGUGAGUGUCUCUAUCUAUUUUUUAUACAAAUAUGCGAUUUCAUAUUCAUUCAUCUGUGUACAGAAAGCCCACAUACAUGUACAGCUACCUCUACAAUUCCAGCUUCCAUUAUUUAUAUAUAUAUAUAUAUAUAUAUAUAUAUAUAUAUAUAUAUAUAUAUAUAUAUAUAUAUAUAAUAUCAUUUCUAUCCAAAUAGGUUAUGGUGGGGAAAAAUUGUGAUUGAAAACCCCUUCCACCUGAAGUCUAUGGAUAGUUAAUACAAUGUUAAACAAAAAUCUUCACACCAGUCAAGCCAUAAGAAAUCCCAAAUCUGCAGUGAUGUUACAACUGCAAAGGAUUCUGGGUGGGCAUAUGCAAAUUAGUUUAACAAAGAAUCACAUUUUUGCCCACCAUAACCUAUUUGGAUUUUGCUUCCCAAGCACUGCCAAGCCUCAAUAAGCAAACCAGUAACCAACCUCAUGCUGAAGAGUUGCAUUAACAACGAAACAGCUGUCCAUGAGUGGUUCACUGGUUUUGCAUAUUUUUCCUAAAUUGUGUUCCAAGCAGUUGUAUACUACGAACACAGAUUAAAAGGAAUCCAUGUUUAAAAUGGAAUGAGGCAAAAAUUUUAUUCUUUGUUAAACUAAUUUGCAUAUGCCCACCCAGAAUCCUUUGCGGUUAUAACAUCACUGCAGAUUUGGGAUUUCUGUGGGAAAAGCAAGUCUUGUGGCUUGACUGGUGUGCAGAUUUUUGUUUAACAUUGUAUUAUAUAUAUAUAUAUAUAUAUAUAUAUAUAUAUAUAUAUAUAUAUAUAUAUAUAUAUAUAUAUAUAUAUAUAUAUAUAUAUAUUCACACAUAAAGAAAAUGGGACCAGUCAAUGCAAAAAACCUCGCUGCAAACUGUGCCAGCACAGACAACACAGCCACACACAACAAUAAAACCUACGGCAUUAAAGGUUCAUACUCCUGCACAUGCAGCAAUGUGGUAUACUUGAUUCAAUGCAACAAAUGCCACCUAGGAUGCUACAUUGGGGAAACCACCCAGCCAUUAAAUGGCAGAAUGAAUAAGCACAGACACUCUAUUAAACACUACAAAGAAGAAUCCUACUGCACUCCUGUGGGACACUGCUUUACCCAGCCUGGCCACUCAAUGAAGGACUUCAAAGUUCUGAGAGGAGGUUUUAAAAAUACCCAAGAAAGAAAAGCUUUUGAAGCCAGAAUGAUCCAAUUGUUUAACAACAAGCAUAGUGGACUAAAUAUUGAUUUGGGUUUCCUGUCCCACUACCAACACUUUAAAUGAACACACCCCCACAUUAUUUUACUGUUCUGUCAUAUGUAUCAAAACCUUAAAACUCAUUCCAGUAUAUUUAUUCUAUCAAUAUACAAAGUACUAUGUGUAGACCUAUGAUUUCCCAUACUCUUGUGCAUGUAUGCUUAUAUAUGUGACUGUGCAUUUAUAUUUGUGUAUGAGUUCAUGUGCAUGUAUGUAUGUAUGUAUGUGUUUGUGUUUAUGUGUAUGCAUAUACAUAUGUGUACAUAUAUAUGGGUCUAUUUAUGUAUUGGUGCUUGUGUGUGGAUGUAUGUGUAGGUGUGCAUGUACAUAUAUUUGGGUAUUUGGUUGUAUUUAGAUGUAUAUUGUUGUGUAUAUACUUAUACUAGAUGUGUAUACUUGUACAUAUACACUACUUGUGUAUAUGUUUGUGUGUGUGUGUGUGUGUGUGUGUGUGUAUGUAUGUAUGCGUAUGUAUGUAUGCAUGCUGGAUAUAAUCCUUCUUGGAUGGGAAUUCAUGCAUUCUUAUUAUUAGUAAUUAUUUUGUUUUUACUCUUCCCUUCUAGCACCAUCUUCUGCACUGUUUUUCUCUCUCUCUCUCUCUUCCCUCACUCUGUUCUUUACACAAGAUAUUUACGACCCUCUGUGAGAAUGGUGUCUGUUUACAAUCAAACCUGUGUCUUAUCUGCACUCAUAUCGCUUUAACCCCCUGUAUUACAACUCAACUUUGAAUUCUAUGGGUUGUCUUGCUCAGAAAUGCUUUAGACUUGAGAAAGGGAGGUUCUACUGAAAGCUUGUCAUUAAAAAAUUGUUAGUCGAAUAAAAAAAGGUAUUAUACAAAUUGUUUUUUUUUUUUUUACAUCUACUCACACAUACGUAUACUAACCCAUAUGUAUCCUUGCUGAGAGCCAGAAGCUAUUAUUCUCUGGAAUUGCUAGUAUUGAGAAUUUGGUAUCAUUUUUAUUUUGAGUUUUCAUAGUUCCUGAAAAUAUAUCUAAAGGUUUAUGGCUGUUCCAUGUGGUUCUCCAGAAACUCAGCAAAGUCUUUAAUUGCUUAACCGCUUGAAUGUAACAAGUGCUGUUCUAUUUUUAUUACAGGAGGUCUCCUCAUCUGUUUGCCGCGAGAGCAAGCUGCACGUUUCUGUGCCGAGAUAAAGUCACCGAAGUAUGGAGAGGGUCAUCAAGCAUGGAUUAUCGGCAUUGUAGAAAAAGGCAAUCGUACUGCCAGAAUCAUAGACAAGCCACGAAUCAUAGAAGUUGCCCCUCAAGUGGCCACGCAAAAUGUAAACCCAACACCUGGUGCCACCUCUUAAUCUAGGCUAAUAUAGCUUUUUUUUGUUUUUCUGUUUUUAAAUAGACCCUACUCCUUACCAUCAUACAAUUUAAAUAAUUGUAAAGAAAAAUAUAUAUAUAUAAAUAUAUAUCAUUGUGUCUGCCCAUUUUGCGGCCUUCGGUCACUUUAGAAUGGGUAUGAUUUAAUAAAUAAAAAUCCAUUUGCCUUGGUUUUUUUGGGGGGGGGGUUGGGGGAGAGGUGUGUUUUUUUUUUCUGUUACAUUAACUGAAGAUGCACCUAAUCUUGAGGCAGCUUCUAAGUUGAAGAAUGAUAUUGUUAUCCGAUACAGUUGAUUCAUUUUGAAUCUAUAGACACUUAUCUCUCGCCGCGUAGGCUCUUUUUUAAAGGUGCUUUCACUCAGCACAGACAUUGCCAUUAGUAGUGUCAAAUAAGCAGUUAGUGUCUUCAUUUAUAUGUGUAUUUAUCAUUAUUCGUCUGACAAUGUUGGAUGCCUUUUUGGAAGUUCUAAUGGAGAGGCAAUAAAUCAGAUGUGGGUUUCCGACAUCGGAGGGUGCAUGAUUCCUCUUAAAAUAUGACUUGUUUAUUUAGGCAGGGGCACUAAAUGCCUUGUACCCUCCACAAGUUAUAUUGCUUAGCGCAUUCCUUAAUCUGAUCACUGUUGACUAUACAAUAUUUCUGUAUAAUCAGCAUUGAAGAGUAUUUGGGGCGUUCACUAUGCUAAAAGCACUUCUGUUGAAGAUUCCUUUGUUUUCUUUAGCCCUUGCAAUAUUUACCGCAUUAACUCUUGUUUUCUUAUUGGUAGCAGAGGAGAAUCUAUUUGUGGCAAGAGUACAAUAUUAUUGUAAGCCACAUGCAGCAAAAGAAUAAGGUUGCUGAUGUCACUUAAAUUCAGUAAUUCUAAAUGUGCACACACUUAAACACUUUUUAAGUAUAAUCAAUAACCUUUCUGUUCUGUGGUUGAUAGUGUUUCAUACAUUUUUAUAUUUUGUAUAGUGAUUACAUGCCUUUAUAUUUUGUUUUCUUUAUAAAUCAGCAGCUGUUAAGUAGUUGGUAGCUCUUUCCUUUCCUACUUUUGGUGCAUGAGUUUGUGAUCUAAUACAAUUGAAAUUGACAUUGCCAACAUUGCAGCUUAAACUCCAAACUUGUUAUUCAAAUAAAUAUUUAAUUUUUUUUAUUGCUCUUGUAAAAACUGCUGUUGUUUCAUUUAUUAUGUAUAGUAAUCUACCUUGAUACACAAAAUAAGGUUAACUGAUAAAUUUGCGUGUGUGUAUGCAUAUGUCGUGGAUGUGUUUUAAUUAUAGUGUAUUGGUGUGUGUAUGUAAUGAUACCCUGCAUUGUUCAUAAUCCAUGUAUUUUAAUUUGUGUUGACUAAAGUUUUUUAUUUUAACCUUCUGAGAUGUAAACUCUAAUCUAACAAACUUGUGUAAAUGUAGGUGGUCGUCUGACAUGUGCCUCCCCCUCAAAAACACUGACUUGGCUUAUUUUUCAUGAUAAAAGUUGUUAAAUUUGACUUGCUCUUAAAGGAAGACUAUAGCAUUAGGAAUACAAACAUGUAUACCAAAUUCCCUACCUAUUUAGGUCUGAGGGUUUAAAACCGGUUUAACUUUCUUUUAUUUACUGUCUGGCUGAGAUUUAAUAUUUAUUAACUCUGUCACACCCAUAUGAAAGCAUUGGGAGGCUAGUGCUCUCUACGUGUCUGACUCUGUUAUUUAAUAAAUUAUCGUUCAUUGGAAGAAUCUCCAGUGGCUGUCAUGAAGACACCCAGCAAAGGUGUCUGCCGUUGUGAAAACUCUGGAAAGUUUUUAAUUGCAUUUGCAUUGCAGGCUUAAAGCAAUAGUAGCACUACAUGGAAAAUGAAGUAGUCUGGGUGCCUUAAGUGUCUUCUGUAACACCAGCCUCUGGUCUGCCCAGUCUCCUGUUUGAUUUAGUCAAAAAAGCUCACCGAUCCGGUUGAAGAAGCCAUGCUGCAAGUGGCGAAACGCGUCCCGGUGUUUUUGGACAUUUACCAUUUUAUUUUUAAUUUAUAGUAUUCCAAUAAAUUUAUUUGAUAUUAUUUUA
This is a messenger RNA of Pelobates cultripes (western spadefoot toad), 53905 nucleotides long. Lineage: Eukaryota; Metazoa; Chordata; Amphibia; Anura; Pelobatidae. The record is from the annotation of a GenBank genome assembly.